GUUAACUCUGGGCAUAGUUUACUUCUUGUGAGCUCUCUUUCCCGUUCAUGGGGGUCUUUCUUUCUUUCUUUGCGAUUUAAGUUAAAUGGGUCGGAAGGUAAUGAUCAAUAGUUUUGUAAGUUUUGCAUCUUUAAUAAAAUAAAUAAAUAUUUGACAUACCUUUUAUAUUAUAGUUUUCUUGAGAAGAGAACAUGGAUAAAGCAAAAUUUCCUACUGUGACCCUGGCAAGUGGGCAGCACAUCCCCAUUCUGGGCUUGGGUGAGUUACUUUUUAUAUUUAUUAUAUAUACUCCCAGGAGUCCCUUAUUAGGACAGAUAGCUCCUUUUAUGUGCUUAAAUCAAUCCCAGUGUUCCUCUUUCCUAUCCUUAUGACUCUCUUUUCUUGGAAAUUAAUAUUUUCAUGUGAAUGUGUAUGGAUAACGGUUGAUGACAAUAAAACUCACAAUAUUUUGUACUGAACAAGACCACGUAAGUCCACAACCCCUAUACCCUGCUGUAGUGGUUAUGGCGCCAGUGUGCCUCUUGUGUUGUUCCCCUGUAAAACAGGGUUAUAAACUAAACUCUGUAUUUUCACAAACUGAAUCCAGGUAGAAAAACAGAUGCAAAAAUAGCCGAUCUGGAAAAAUUAUCCAGUUUUUCUUUCUGUUUUUCUUUCCGUUUUUCUAUUCCGAUUUGGUGCCUCCAGUCCGGACUCUUACUUGUCAGUUUGUUUUGUGUAUGUUGCAUUUUCAUAAUAACAAUUCUCGCUAUAUUUGGAUGUUAUUCUUGAGAAGUUUGGUUUUCCUCAUUAACAGCUCUGAGGGGCAGGAAUAUGGCUCCAAUGACUUUCACACAGCUGAGAGUUGGCACAAGGUGUUUUGUUCACCACCAACUUUCCAGUAAUGCAGAGUUGUAAUGGUACUUAGAGUAAUUAAAUACAGCUUUCUAUAGUGGUAAUAUUGUCUGGAGUGCUGUGGUGCCAUCCUUUGCGUUAAUAUCAAACUAUUUAUGAAGUGUUUGACUCUUCUCAGGUUACUCUUAUCAAUCAGUGUGUCAAUUUCUUACCUAGAUGGCGGUAAUUAGUUGAGAGUGCCAAUCAAAACACUGGUUUUCUGUGUGUCGUGGCUGAAUAUUGACAUUAAAGAGUAACUUUCAAUUCUAGAGUGACAGAUCCUUGUUUCUUCACUAAAGUAAAUUCUAUUGCAGUGUUUAUUGCGAUAAAUAACGCACUUCCAUGUUGCUAUAACUUCACCUCUGCAUGAUGCCUAACAGAGAAAUUCUGUACACUCACAUGCGCUCCCAGCAUUAUCUCCAAAAUUGCUGAAUAUGUGCAUGCGCUUGUGUACAGCACAGCAGGAGUUAACUAAUUUACACACUUUGCAUAUAAAUUAAAGGGUAACUCCAAGCACCAUGGCCACUAAAGUGAUUAGAAGAGGUGAUGGUUCCUGGAGCAUGUAUGUGCUGUAUUUUGCUAGGUAACAUAUAGUGAAUAUGUUACUUAGAGAACCCACACAGUGUAGCUAAAUGUUAUUAUUUUUUCUUGAUACAGAUGAAUUAGGGAACAUUUGCUUUGAAAUUAUAUGUGCCCAAUUCCCCCAAUGAGCAUUUUAUAUAAAUGUAGGUGUUCUCAGCAGUACCACUAAGAAUUGCAUGUUCUGGGCAGAGCCAGACUAUCCAUUAGGCGGCCAAGUAGGUAGGGCCCUCUCUUGGCUUGGAACUCUGGCUUUCAGAUGCCUGUCCAUGAGCUGGAAGGGAGAUCAAAAGAUCUACUGGCAUGGUCCUGUGCCUCCUCAUUUCACAGAGGGAGUGCUGUGGUCUGUUCCAGUGUCAGGUAAAAAACAUUUUAAGAGUGCCCUUGCAGUCCCUCUGCAUUUCUUAAUCAUUCAGAGUGCCACAGCCGGUGCUCUCAGUUAUUGACUGAGCGCCAGAACUGUAAAAGUGCUCUUAAAGUGGUCUGUACGUGAUAUUGUUGCAGAUGAUGGAGCUCCCCCACUGCACCCUCCAGGAUCCUGCUCACACUCCACUGGCCCAUCAGGGUAUGUAUGCAGAAGACAGGGGGGACAUACAACACACAUACAACACUCAGCCUACCCUGCAUACAAAUCAUCCACGACACACAAAAAAACACUACACACUGACACACUCCGCCUCGUCCACCACACACCACUUACAAUGCAGCACUCACAGAAACUAGGAUGGGGCCCCAGUCUUGCAACCUGCCGAGGGCCCUGGGCAGUCAUAAUCUGCUUCUUUGUUUGCCCCUCAAUUCCUAUUAUAUUCCGAUGUAUACGGCUACAAUCUUUACUUAUAUGCACGUAUAUAUUUUUAUACAUUAAUAUGUGACCUGCACACAGGAAGUUGGGCCGUUCUGUUAUUCCAAAUAUAAUUUCCUUGAACAGGGCAUAACUUUGUAGCAACUUAACUCAAGUUUAACUUGUUGCAAGCGCCUGACUUUACAGCAUCCGUAAUAAACUCAAUUUAGUUGUCUCAGCCAAUCAUCAUAUCUUUCCAAGGAGUUUAGAUAUCCCAUAGGGUUCAAUACAAUGUACCUAAUAGAGUGCUGUAUAUACAUUCAAACUUUCCCAUAAGAAAACAUUGAAUUAAUUCUUUCCUAUGUAGCUUCCACGUCAUGUGACCGAGUUUUACUCAGUCUGUUUAACAGAAGCGUCUCUAGUGGUGCACCAACAUAAGUAAGCCACUAGAGGUGGAGAUAAUCCUGUAAUGUAGACAUUGCAGUUUCUCAAAAACUGCAGUGUUUUACAUUGUUGGUUAAAUAGAGGACAGGGGCACAGCACACAGACCAUUUCAUUGAGAUGAAGUGGUCUAGGUGACUAUAGUGUACCAUUAAUAAGUGUAGAAAUGUGAGUCCAUUUAAUGACUUGUCUCCCCAAAAAGAAGACACCACAUAAAACCCACCUAAAACAGCAGGACAGGGGCCAAAAGUAUGACUGUGCCUUUCAAUUGACAACUGUUGAGAUGUUUAAAGUAGCCUGUCAUGGGAGUUAGGUAUUUUUCUAGCAGUCGCGCAAAUAUUUGGAUGGUCUUAAGUGGAAGUACUGCAUCAACCUAUGACAUUUGUCAAUGAGAUGGAUUUGAAGCUGCAAAAACAUUUUGCAUAUGUAACCUUAAUUUUGCUGCUAAACCUGAUACGCAUGUAGAGCUUCCACAUCUACUUCUGCUCAACAAAAAAUCUUGUAACAGGAAACACUUAUUUUGAUGUUGGCACUGUGCAUCCUGACAUUUGAUUUAAUCUCUUUUGAUGACAUAAGUAAUUGUUUGAGUCAUUUUAGUUAAUGUGUUUUAAAGGGGCAGGAUGGAUUUUUUUUUUUUUUAUGUAGCAAAUCAGUUGUGCAGAAAGGCUAAAAUGUGCAGGCGUUUCUAACUGCUUUUUUUUUUUUUGUAAUAUCCAAAAUUUUUCCGGAAAUGAAAAAAUUGACUUUAUUUUCUGUAUUACUUAAUUUACGCAGUUCCAAAGACGCAAGUCCCUUUUAAUCAUAGAUCAGGAAAUUCUGUAGACAUAGUGGCGUGAGGAGAUUUUCUGCUUUUCCUUUGACAUGUCAUGAUUUUAACAGCUUCAAAGAGUAGAAUCCAUCCUGUAAGGAAACAUUUUAGCACUGAGAUGUCCUCACGCACCCUUCUUCCUUGUUGUAAGCCUUUGAAGCCUGUGAGUAAGCUCUGCAGAGACAUUGUGCCAACAGCCUAGACAUCUCUGAGUCUCAAUAAUAUCCUAAUACUCUGUGUGCCACAGGUCCUGCUGACGUGUUUAAUAAUGUUUGACUUACAGUAAAGGAUACUUUAUAACAAUAUGUCAAUUUUUUGAGUUACUCUCUGGCAUGAUUGUUGACUUUAUAAAUUUCCCUUAACGCUGUAAGCAUUUUAUUUCCAUUUACUCACUUAUACAAGAUCACUGCUAGAUAAGGAAGUCACCCUGUUCCAUUAAGUAAUCUUGACCAGCAGUGGUCAGUGUGGUGUGUUUACUUGCUAUAAUUUAUUAUUAUUUUCAUAUCCAUAUUUUCUUCCCAACUGAAGCCAGUAUCUUUUUUUAUGACAUCUAAGGCUGAAUAAUAAUGCUGGAACAUGUAUAUGGCUUUCAGAGCCUAUCUACAGUUCUACAACUGAGAAGCAAAAGUUGGAAACUGUUCAUAUUUCUACUCUUUCUCCUUUUCCAAACCAAACAUUUAUAACUUUAUAACUGGUGCUUGUGUCAAACCAAAAUAAUGAAUUGACUGCCAUUGUAGUCAGAGUAGCAUUUGGAACUCGCAAGAGUACAAACAUACAGAAUGAUUGACGUUGAGGAUGAGCUGAUCCAUUUAUUUGCUAUGCAUGACUCGGCACAGUAAUUUUUCAAACCAAAACAAAACGUUAUAUAAUUCAUCAAAGGAGGAUGUACAAACUAUGGUGAGACGCAAACCCUGUAACAUAAACCUGUUUCGGGGUGCUGAAUAGGGUUUCGAUUGAGCAGGGCUUUCAUUCCAUCUUUUGUAAUGCAGUUAUAUAUAUGUCUUAUUUAUCCCUUGUGCACAACUGUUUUUUUUCCUUAUAAGUCAUAGUUCUAUGGCUUUUCUUAUAACAGAUUAAUUAAUGUCAGUUUACCCAAUGGGAUCAAGAGUGAUGACAUAGAAUGCCUCUUUACGGGAACUAAAUGGUAAUGUGACUCUGCAGGAAAUAAUGCAAAGAAUUCUGACUGAAAAAAAGACCGAAUUAAUGCAGUCAUCAGCAAUUUUGGAAUUGAAUCAUUUGAUGAAGGAAACAGUCUUUCAUCUUCGGUUUAAUUCCAGCAUUUUGGGAAAUUCUGUAAUGAGACUGAUUGAAAGUUUGCCAAAUCUAAAUAUAAAUCAUCUCAUAUUCAGGCGAUGUACCCCUGCUCAAUAGUACUUCUUCUUUUCCGUAUAGAUUUUCAGUUAUAUUAUUUGGUUUGGCUUUAAAAGAUUUAUUUCAAGGGUUUUCUUUCAUGCUUCAUAAAAUAUUAUUUACCAUGUAUUAUAAUCAGUAGUCUAUAUUGUGUCUUUGUGUGAUCGACUAUUGAAACAAAAAUGUGAGUUAGUGUCUAGUGAAUUCUCUUGUAUGUUAUUCAUCUGUUUGACAUCUCAGGCAAAUUCCACUAAGGUUUUAAGGGACCGGCAGGUAAAAUCCUGUGUGCCUUUGUGCAAAAAUAUUUUCCUUGAAGGACUCUGCUCAUGUAAAUUAUCAUACUGUUUCUUAGCAGGUAGGUUUCCGUCGAGUUCAUUCUCAGUUAGAUUCUCCAAUAAGUAUCUAUUUAGCCAGAUUUGUAUCUGGGCCUCAGUGUAGACACGUGUAAAUCCCUGUGCAGAUACAUUACUUUUCAGUUCUCUAAGCAGGUAGAUGACUAUAUGAGUGUCUUGGAAGGUAGGUUCCUCUUUUGUAUAUCUAAGCAAGUAACUUACUUAUGUUGGUAUAUCAGAACAGGUAGGUUUCACUUUUGAGUGUCUGAGUAGGUAAAUUCUCAUGUCGUAUGCUCUACAGGAGCAUUGUAAGACACAAUCUUACAAUGGUAAUUUGAAAACUAGUUAUGUGUCUAUGACUGAGAACCAGUCUUAUGAAAUUUUUUUUUUUACCUAAUUCAUUCAUUAUAGUAUCUGUCACCACACAAUAUAUGUGCGAAUACUUAUGCAGAACGUCUUCCCUGCAUCAUUAUUGACGCAACUUGGAGCACCCAUACUGGUUCUAAUGAUCAGCUGUGUCUUUCUUUUGUCAAUGGCUACUUUAAGCCUGCUCCAUAUUUCUUGUGUAACUCUUGGCAUAUGAGAAUGAAGCAAACCAGUAGAUAUUUACUUUUGGGUAUUUAAACCCACUCCGCUUCUAGCUGGCUGUCCUGUUCUGGUUCCUGCUGACCCAAUAGUGCAUUCCUAAAAUUUUCUGAUUUUGUGGUUUCACCUUGGCUUGUUUUCCGUUUUUCUGGAUAUUCGUGCUCCCAACCUUUGGCAUCUCUACAGGGAGUGCAGAAUUAUUAGGCAAGUUGUAUUUUUGAGGAUUAAUUUUAUUAUUGAACAACAACCAUGUUCUCAAUGAACCCAAAAACUCAUUAAUAUCAAAGCUGAAUAUUUUUGGAAGUAGUUUUUAGUUUGUUUUUAGUUUUAGCUAUGUUAGGGGGAUAUCUGUGUGUGCAGGUGACUAUUACUGUGCAUAAUUAUUAGGCAACUUAACAAAAAACAAAUAUAUACCCAUUUCAAUUAUUUAUUAUUACCAGUGAAACCAAUAUAACAUCUCAACAUUCACAAAUAUACAUUUCUGACAUUCAAAAACAAAAACAAAUCAGUGACCAAUAUAGCCACCUUUCUUUGCAAGGACACUCAAAAGCCUGCCAUCCAUGGAUUCUGUCAGUGUUUUGAUCUGUUCACCAUCAACAUUGCGUGCAGCAGCAACCACAGCCUCCCAGACACUGUUCAGAGAGGUGUACUGUUUUCCCUCCUUGUAAAUCUCACAUUUGAUGAUGGACCACAGGUUCUCAAUGGGGUUCAGAUCAGGUGAACAAGGAGGCCAUGUCAUUAGAUUUUCUUCUUUUAUACCCUUUCUUGCCAGCCACGCUGUGGAGUACUUGGACGCGUGUGAUGGAGCAUUGUCCUGCAUGAAAAUCAUGUUUUUCUUGAAGGAUGCAGACUUCUUCCUGUACCACUGCUUGAAGAAGGUGUCUUCCAGGAACUGGCAGUAGGACUGGGAGUUGAGCUUGACUCCACCCUCAACCCGAAAAGGCCCCACAAGCUCAUCUUUGAUGAUACCAGCCCAAACCAGUACUCCACCUCCACCUUGCUGGCGUCUGAGUCGGACUGGAGCUCUCUGCCCUUUACCAAUCCAGCCACGGGCCCAUCCAUCUGGCCCAUCAAGACUCACUCUCAUUUCAUCAGUCCAUAAAACCUUAGAAAAAUCAGUCUUGAGAUAUUUCUUGGCCCAGUCUUGACGUUUCAGCUUGUGUGUCUUGUUCAGUGGUGGUCGUCUUUCAGCCUUUCUUACCUUGGCCAUGUCUCUGAGUAUUGCACACCUUGUGCUUUUGGGCACUCCAGUGAUGUUGCAGCUCUGAAAUAUGGCCAAACUGGUGGCAAGUGGCAUCGUGGCAGCUGCACGCUUGACUUUUCUCAGUUCAUGGGCAGUUAUUUUGCGCCUUGGUUUUUCCACACGCUUCUUGCGACCCUGUUGACUAUUUUGAAUGAAACGCUUGAUUGUUCGAUGAUCACGCUUCAGAAGCUUUGCAAUUUUAAGAGUGCUGCAUCCCUCUGCAAGAUAUCUCACUAUUUUUAACUUUUCUGAGCCUGUCAAGUCCUUCUUUUGACCCAUUUUGCCAAAGGAAAGGAAGUUGCCUAAUAAUUAUGCACACCUGAUAUAGGGUGUUGAUGUCAUUAGACCACACCCCUUCUCAUUACAGAGAUGCACAUCACCUAAUAUGCUUAAUUGGUAGUAGGCUUUCGAGCCUAUACAGCUUGGAGUAAGACAACAUGCAUAAAGAGGACGAUGUGGUCAAAAUACUAAUUUGCCUAAUAAUUCUGCACUCCCUGUAUGGUGUUUGUCUUUUUCCCCUACCCUUGACCUUGGCUUCUUGUCUGACUAUCCUUUCUGUUAAGUCUGACCAAUGUAAGGACCGGUAGAAAGGACAUUUUUUGUGUGUGUUCCUAUGUAAAUUUUUGUUUGCGUGUUUGGAUCCCUACCUGCCAUGACAGUAUCACUAAGGUAGGCAGGCUUUAGAAGAACAAGACGUUUUUAAAGUAUAAUAGGUUUGUAAAGAAUCACAUUACCACAGGAAUAGCUUUUCAUCUAUACAUUUCUUUUGCUAAAUUGCUAGCAAAAAUGAAGCUAAUGCAUAACUGUAUGUAGUAGUUUUAAUAAUGUUUUAAAGGGACACCGCAGACACUUCAGCUUCAAGCAUUUUUAUAUAUGCAUUUGGGAGCGCCCCUAGCAAUGAAGCUGACAGCCAGGAUGGCUUCCUGAUUCUCUCUACUUGAACGAUUUGUUGUGAGAGCUUCCAUAUGAGAAGCUUCUAAUGGGUGAUCUCUGCAUUUGAUUGUUUCGGGCUACCUAAUGUCAAUUCUGUGCAUAUGUUAUGUCACUUGUCAAUGACAGAUGUUAAAAUCUUCUCCUUGAGGAUUUGCUUAGAUUGAGCCACAAAUAGCAUUAGUAUGGUUGGGUGUUAAUGUCGUCUGAUUAGGUCUAAAUAGCAAUCAGUUUUCCCAUUAAUCCCAAAGGUAUUCAGCGGGGUUAGGGUCAGGUCUGUGUUAAAUAACCAUUUCUGUACAGGCCAUGCUCUUUGUGUGAGAUCAUUGUUUUACUGAAUUUGAAAAAGACCUUCACAGACUAUUAAAAGCAUAGAAUGACCGAUGUUGUUUGCUGUUAAAUAUCACUCUACUGGUUAUUUUGCCUCUAACAAACAUUUCACUUGUCAUUUUGCAGUCAGGCAGAUAGCGUUCUCCUUGAGUCCUAAAAAUCUAGUUGGUAAAUAGAAAUUUUCACUCUAGAAAUAAUUUCCUCUGUUUUAAAAUGGUGGGUUUUACACCACUCUAGGGUACGCUUGACAUGAUUGAUGUAAAAACUGUGAACAGUUCUUGUGGGGACAUUCCAAGAAAUGACAGCUUACCUUUACAAUCUAAGCACUUUGUUGCUUUCCUGUCGUGUUCUGUCAGCUUGUGUGUCCUGACGUUGUAAGACUGCUAUUUUAUUCACUGAACCACAGUUUGCAAAUUUAUAUCAAAAUUGCCUAAAACAUUCUCAAAACUCUCACAUUUUCAUAUCUCAUCUCGAAUGGAAUAUUUCUUGUAAUUAGACUUACAUUAGCUGAGAAUAGACAAAAUUACUAUGACCUAUGACCAUAUAAGAAUGUCAUUUUAUUUGAUAACAACAUAUUUUAACAGAAUACAUUAACAUUACUCUCAUUUAAGUAUUUGUAUUGUGAUAUCUAAUAAAACUAAACCUUUUUUUCUGAUUUUGUACAUGAAAGAGACGGGUGGAAGGAAAUACUACACAUUUUUGUACAGGCAAGCCCCACUUUGGGUACGAUUUUCUUUAACGUUUGAUGUACAUGAAAGCUUCCGUAGAAAGUGACAAGCCUUAUUCUUGAUUUUAUUUCCUGCUCACAACAGCAGUAUGUCAAUUUUUCCUGAACUUUCCCACUGAAUUAACUUUCCACCUUUUCUUGAAGACUAUAGUGCAGACAUCCACAUUUUGUUCUAAAAAGAUAUAUUUAUAAAAUUAUAUUUUGCUAACUCUACCCCUAUGUUUAUUCUAGCUGUAUGUAUUUAGAUUUUAUAUAGUCUCUUACAAACUCUGUUUUGUCUAUUUUUGAACAGUCAAAAAUAAAUAAAAAAGGUUUUGGUAAAGUAAAUCCAUACUGUCUUGAAUGUUCUAUGCCUUUUCAUUUUUAAACUGGGACAUUUCGUUUCUUUAUAAAUGGCUCUAUAAGUUACCAUAACUACAAUUAUGAGACUCAUUGGCCUGAAUUUGCCUUCUUUGCGACCAAUUUUUUGGUGAUAAUUAAAAUCAUCAGUCGCCAAUUCCUGCUCUUAAAAUUCAAUUUCUCUUGUGAUUUGGAGGGUGUACAAAAAACAACAAUAUUUGACAUCCUUGGAAAUAAUAAGAAAAACCGGAAAAAAAACCCCCACACAAUUACGAUGCAGCAAAAUGAAACUGUUUAAAUAAAUUAUAAAAAUACAUCUAAAAGGGAGAAAUUUGUAUAAGGAGGCACUCGUUGUAGUCAGAUGGCUGUAGGCAGCUGUCUAUUUGCAAAUCCAGCCCUGGCCAUCCACAUAUUUUUCUCAUUAAAAUACUCAAUUGCCUCUUUAAACUGUCAACAUACACAUCAAGCAAUUAAAGCUGAGUUAAAAUAAUUUAUUUAGCUGAUUUCAAAAGUCUUCCAAACAAUUUGGCUGCCAAUCCGCCUGACAACUAACCCCUUGCUGUUGUGACUAGCGUUCUACUGGUAACCUUAAUGUUUAUGCUAGUUCCCAUGAUAGCAACACAAUGAGUAUAACUGUUACAUUUGAUGGAAAUUCCAAAUAUCCCAUGAUUUAAUGCAUGAGACUUGUGAAUGUAUGCUUAUACAGGGAAUCAUGGGAAAACGGUCUAUGGCACAUGUUUCACCUCUAGAGGAUGAAGGUGCAAACUGGAAAAUGGAGUAGAAGGAAUUUUGUUUUUACUUGGCUCCAAUAUGAUUUAACAGUCUCUUUAUACUACACUCUGAUGGGAUAUAAUUGUUUAUUUUACCUUUAAUGUAAGAUGAGAAAAAACGUUAUUCUUUAAAAAAAAUAAAAAAAUAAAAAUACUUUCGGCCUCUCUUUUUUUUUUGUAAUGCAUUUCAACAAUGCAUCCUAUGAUUCGACAAAGCAUUGCAGCAGUGUACACUAUGACAAUCCUGUGAUGACCCAGAUUGCAGUUUGCUAAAAUUUUCUGUGCAUUUAUAUCUCUGGUAUAGGCGUGUGCAAGACAUGGGCUGGCUCAAAUUAUCUUUUCGGUACCAGGGGUGGACCCAGAGCCUAAACUCGGCACGUGCACUGCUGGAUGUUGAGGCUGAUUUAAAAAAGUAGGCACAUACCUCCGAACACAGAUGUACACACUUACAAAUAUACAUACAAUAAAAAUACUUACAUUCACACCCAUAUCCAUACAUACACCCACAUGCAGACAGAUGCAACAAUUCAGAGAUAGUAAUGCAGUUUAAUACAUGCAACAUGACUUCAGGCAAUUAGGACAGUAGAUUGGUCGCUGAUUCAUAAAUGUCCAUGGCUUCAGAGGGGGAGCAAUUGCCCUGGUGUCCUCCCACCCACCUUCCAAUCCACCACUGCUCUGUAGGUAUCUGCAAACACUUUUGUCUGAGAUUGGGUUAACUUGUUCUAUUUUUGAAGAAAGAAAAAUAUGAUUAUCUCUGUAUACACCUGGUUAUCAUUGUGGCAAUAAAUGCAUAUAUGCACCUCAUUUUUAAAAUUAAGAUUUUUAAACAAAGUAAAAAGUAUACUAUAGUGCCAGGAAUACAAAGCUAUAAAGGGGUGAUCUCUUUUCCACAGGGAAGCACUAAAUUGGCUGAGAUUGUCAAUUCUGAUGAUCACAGCCAAGGAGGCAGGGUGGGGGAUGCCAAUCAGCAUCUCCUUAGAGAUGCAUCAAAUCAAUGCUCUCUAUGGGUAUAGUUCAGCAUGGCCACUGUUUACAUGAAAAUGUCUACAGGGACUGACUAUACUCACCAGAACAACUACAUUAAGCUGUAGUUCUGGUGCCUAGCUUAUAGUACCCCUUGAACUUGGCAUCAGCUUUAAGACACUGUAAUCUGCUAAAAUUUUCACACCUAAAUGUUGCAUUUAUUACACUUUGUGAUAUGCUGAUAUAAUAAUACAUAUCCUCCAAAGUUAUUACAAACUACAAGCAAUGGCCUUGAUUUAAUAUUAUUGCCUAAGCUUUUCAAAUGAUUUAAUGUUUGGAUAAACUUCUAAAAUGAUUUAAUAUUAUGAGAAAUAUUUUAAAUAUGUAAUCUUUUAAUACGUUGAUUUUUUUUAUAUAUAUAUAUAUAUAUAUAUAUAUAUAUAUUAUAUAUUUUUGUUAUUUUAAUAUGUUGAUUAAAAAAACUAUUUGAAAGAAUUAUCCAAAAUUAUUAAAUAAUUUGUAAAGCUAAUCCAACAAUACAAAAUCAAGGCCAAUAUCACAAACAAAUAAGAAAUACAAGUUAUUUUCGCAAGAAAGGUUAUAUUUUUUAUGUACUUAUGUACAAGUAGGGCACACAUAUUUUGCUCUACAAAACCACUAUGUACAGAUUUUCACGUGGUCACUAGUACCUGGUUACAAAUUGAACUCCUACAUUCUCUGCUAUAUUGUUGGUUUUCCCAAUACAUUUGUCCAAGAAUUAAAAGUAAUACAUAUUGCAGUAACUUUAUGCCUAUGGAAAAUCCCUUGGGUAGGCAUCACAGAGAUUGAAAUUCCGUAAGUCUCUGUAUCCAGGGAAAUAGCUGUCCACUUCCUUUUCCCUAAAUGAGAAUUCCUGAUUUCUUGUAUCAUCAUACAUCAUACACCACAGGCCCUGCAUGGUUGUUGCUUAAAUGGGCACCCCAGGUUGUAAUUGUAUGGUCAGACCCUGUGUGCAUGGACACUGAGGAAACCAGCCUCGAUUCUGUAUAAAAAUACAUAAACUUUUUAUUAUCAUGAAAGCAAAUGUUUGUUCAUGAAGACAUGUUUGUGUUUAUAAAAGAACCGUAAUGUUUGUAGGAUUUUAUACUGAAUCUAGGUGGGCUUCCUUAGAGCCCCACUCAAUGCGUGUUACACGGUUAUACUUGAAGGGGGGUAUACCUCCUGCCUGGUCUUUCGUUUGUGAAGAUUGCUAAUCGAGACAGGUAAACUCUGGACCAAAUAUUGCCAUUUCUGUGACAUCAUAUACACAGGUACAGAAAAUCACAAGAAGGGAAUUUUUAAAAUGUAAAUAUUUCUUGAAGUAUAAAUAUUGUAUGUGCUUUCUGGGCUACAGCUUUAAAGGGACACUCCAGGCACCAACACAACUUGUCUAGUUUUUUCCUAGUUAAAGGAACACUAUAGUCUCCUAAAUUACUUUAGCUAAAUAAAGCAGUUUUAGUGUAUAGAUCAUUCCCCUGCAAUUUCACUGCUCAAUUCACUGUCAUUUAGGAGUUAAAUCACUUUGUUUCUGUUUAUGCAGCCCUAGCCACACCUCCCCUGGCUAUGAUUGACAGAGCCUGCAUGAAAAAAAAACUGGUUUUACUUUCAAACAGAUGUACCGUAUUUAUCGGCGUAUAACACGCACCUCAUUUUAAGAAGGAAAUUUCAGGAAAAAAAAACCUUAAAUUUCACCCCCCUUAAUACUCCCCCCCCCUUCUUACCCUCCUUCUUACCCUCCCCCCUCCCCUCUUCUUACCCCCCUUACUCCUCCCUCUAGGAAGUGCACAUCAGGUGCGGAAGGCAGCUCAGCCACUACAGGAAACAGAAACUCCUGAACAGAAACCCCUUCCCGCCUGUUUCCUGUACCCGGUCGGACUCACAGGAAGGCACACUGAGCGUGCACCUUCCUACUCACGGACAGCAGAGCAGCUCGGCCACGCUACAGGGGAGGGGAGGUGAGAACCAACUGCAGCCGCCUGACCGCUCUUGACAGAGCGCUCAGGCGGUUGCAGCAUUUAAAGGGCUGGCGUAUAACACGCACCCAUAAUUUGCCCCCUAUUUUCAGGGAGAAAAAGUGCGUGUUAUACGCCGAUAAAUACGGUAAUUUACCUUAAAUAAUUGUAUCUCAAUCUCUAAAUUGAACUUUAAUCACAUACAGGAGGCUCUUGCAGGGUCUAGCAAGCUAUUAACAGCAGGGGAUAAGAAAAUCUUAAUUAAACAGAACUUGCAAUAAAGAAAGCCUAAAUAGGGCUCUCUUUACAGGAAGUGUUUAUAGAAGGCUGUGCAAGUCAUAUGCAGGGAGGUGUGACUAGGGUUCAUAAACAAAGGGAUUUAACUCCUAAAUGGCAGAGGAUUGAGCAGUGAGGCUGCAGGGGCAUGUUCUAUACACCAAAACUGCUUCAUUAAGCUAAAGUUGUUCAGGUGAAUAUAGUGUCCCUUUAAUUAUAACUACAGAGAUUUAAAAAGAUGCUGCCACUUAAAGCUCAUAACCCUCACUCAUAUAGGUCGCAGGAGAUGCCAUGUUGAGAUGGCGCACAACAUACAAAUCUCUGCCUCUCUUUAGAGCUCCUUUGGAGAUCUGUGUGAAAAAGCUAAUAUCAUGGCUGUUCAUAUACAGUAUCUCACAAAAGUGAGUACACUACUCACAUUUUUAUAAAUAUUUUAUUAUAUCUUUUCAUGUGACAACACUGAAGAAAUUACACUCUGCUACAAUGUAAAGUAGUAAGUGUACAGCCUCUAUAACAGUGUAAAUUUGCUGUCCCCUCAAAAUAACUCAACACACAGCCAUUAAUGUCUAAAUCGUUGGCAACAAAAUUGAGUACACCCCACAAGUGGAAAUUACCAAAUUGGUCCUGAAGUGUCAAUAUUUUGGGUGACCACCAUUAUUUUCCAGCACUGCCUUAACCCUUAUGGGCAUGGAGUUCACCAGAGCUUCACAGGAUGCCAGUGGAGUCCUCUUCCACUCCUCCAUGACAACAUCACGGAGAUGGUGGAUGUUAGAGACCUUGCGGUUCCCCACCUUCCGUUUGAGGAUGCCCCAUAAAUGCUUAAUAGGGUUUAGGUCUGGAGACAUGCUUGGCCAGUCCAUCUCCAUCUUUAGAAGAGGCUUCCUUCUGGGACGACAGCCAUGCAGACCAAUUUGAUGCAGUGUGCGGCGUAUGGUCUGUGCACUGACAGGCUGACCCCUCCCCCCCCUUCAAUCUCCGCAGCAAUGCUGGCAGCACUCAUACGUCUAUUUCCCAAAGACAAUCUCUGGAUAUGAUGCUGCGCACGUGCACUCAACUUCUUUGGUCGACCAUGGCGAGUCCUGUUCUGAGUGGAACCUGCCCUGUGAAACCGCUGUAUGGUCUUGCCCACUGUGCUGCAGCUCAGUUUCAGGGUCUUAGCAAUAUUCUUAUAGCCUAGGCCAUCUUUAUGUAGAGCAACAAUUAUUUUUUCAGAUCCUCAGAGAGUUCUUUGCCAUGAGGUGCCACGUUGAACUUCCAGUGACCAGUAUGAGCGAGUGUGAGAGCGAUAACACCAAAUUUAACACACCUGCUCCCCAUUCACACCUGAGACCUUGUAUCACUAAUGAGUCACAUGACACUGGGGAGGGAAAAUGGCUAAUUGGGCCCGAUUUGGACAUUUCCACUUGGGGGGGUACUCACUUUUGUUGCCAACGGUUUAGACAUUAAUGGCUGUGUGUUGAGUUAUUUUGAGAGACAUUAAUGUAGUCCAUUCAAGUAUGCAGUGUGUAAUUGCAUAUCAUUUAAACCGCUGCCGAGCAGGUAAUCUACUUCCUACCGGCAAGAGCUCACCACAAGAAGCUGUAAAUCCUGGGAAUUUACAGCAAACAUGGCAAUUUCAUAGUAUAGUUUUAUAAGUGUGACGUGCAGCACUUUAAAUGCAUUCUCCAAAAUAUGGAAUUCGGAUGAUGGUUGAUAGACAUUUAUGGUCUGUAAUGCAUAUUUUGAAAAAGUUCCCAUAAGUCAUUCCAUUUUGAAAAAGUGCAUAUCUUUUCUUAAUGUAUAUUUGUUACUGUAUUAUUUGCACAUGUUUUCAUUUACCAUCUAUAAUAAAGCGUUAAAUAAAUGGAGGAGGGGUGGGGGGUUCAAGGCUAAACUGGAGGUUCUAUUGAACAAUGUGGAAUCAUAGAGGUUUACGUAAAGUUAGGAUUACAAGAAAUUUAUUGAUUUGCAAUGAAUGGGGUUCCUGCACAUAUUAACACAUGAUUGCAAGGAUGGCAGUUUUGUAGAAUGCAAUCAAGAACAAGAAUAGUGCACAGUGAGAUAUUGAAAUAAGAAUCGUGACAGUUGCCCUAUCCCAUUAAUCUAUCUAAUAUCUACUUUUCUUCAUGUUUCUUUUCGUGCACAGAGCCUCCUUGGUUCUUUUGUGUCUUUUCUCUGUGAUUUCCCCCUCUCCCCCUGCAGCUUUUGUACAUUGCUUUUGAACAGCUAUGAAUAAUCUGCCAAAAAACAUUGGGAAAGCAGCCGUGAAUACCUUAUGCACAGUGCCAUUAUUGUAGACGGAGCCUUUGCCAGCUAAAACCAACUUGUAUUCCUGGCAUAACUUGACAGCUUUGCCAAACAAUAUAAAAUACUAAGAGGUUCAGCUCGCUCAAAUUUCUGGUACCCUUGUAUAUAGAAAUGAUCAGUGAAUGUACAUAAAAUUACGAAUCUCUAAGGCUCAGUCAAAUCUAAAAAUUUUACUAUUAAUAUAAUUUUCCGUCUCAUCUAAAGAAGUUACUUGCCAAUGCAAUGCAAAGCAUAGAAAUAUUAAAGUUAUGUUUUUUUCAGUACUUCAUCAGAAAUCUCAGAAUUGCACACCUAUUAAAAAAAUAAAUAUUUUAAAAAAGGGUGUAUAAGGUGGUGUUCAUUAGCUGGGCACUGUAUCACCUUUACAGGCACCCGCAGCAUUCACCCAACGUAUGGCUACUUUGGAAGUUAAAUGUCCACAUUAGCAGGGUCAAUGCCCUCCAAAUUUGGAUAAAGUUGACAUUGCCAAUAUAGAAGGCUGGUGGAUGGUUAAAACAACUUUAAACAUUUGUUCAUGUAAAGAGACUGAGAGUAUACUUCCAUUCCAGAUUCAGUGUUUUAAAGAUCUCAGAAACAGCUGGUAGUUUCCUGUUUUGUUACAUGGUUUAUUUUUUCUUUCUCUUUAUUUGCUGUAGCAAAGUAUUUUCCCUUUGCAGAAACAGUUGAAUUAAUUGGAAGUAUGUUUAUUUGUGGAUUGUUCACCAAGUGUUUCUUUUUCCUUUCCCCGCCAUGUUUUGUUAUUAAUUCUCAUGGGAAAGAAAACACUUGUAUGCCUCAUUUGUAUUCAUGUAUUUGUUCACUUGAUAUUUUGUGUAUAUUUGGGUGAAAAAAAAUCUGCUAAUUACAAUGAUUUUACUUCAUUGUGACAAUAUUUAGAAAUGUGUACACAUACUUUAGAGUACAGUGAUUUAAAGGGACUGUCCAGACAUCAUCACCUGCCUCCAUGCACAAAGUGUCUUAGGACUAGUGACUAGUAGAAAUCAGAGAAAAGCAAUGCUAGUCAGUGAGUGGAUGAAUUUUAGAGUUUUAUAAAGAAGCCAGUGCAACAACUAUAGCUCAGUUUUUUGCGAAAGUGUGACUGGCAGAAGCAAUUUCAUUCAUGUGUUUGCAUGUAUGAACAUGUGUGUUAUACUUUUUCUGUGUCAGGGUGCAUUAUAGAUCCUAUACUAAUGCCGUAAUAUAAUAUAGGUCAUAUUUCGGCAUAUAGGAACAUGGGGUUAUAAGGGAAAUGCUGAGACUGUUCAAUUACCUAAGUAACAGCAGAAGGAACAGAUUGCAUCUGGCAUCAAUACAUAGGAGCCAACCUCUGCGAUUCAAUAAGCACAAUGUUUGUAAUGAAGUGUUUGGUGGAGAACACAUCAGAACCCAGCUGUACAUUAUUAUUAUUAUGGCGUUGUAUCUAUGAGUAGCUGGGUUACUACUACCUAGGUUGUCCUCUUCCCUUGUGCAGAAGUUCCAGAGUGAUUAUGCUCUCUUGCAGAGAGUACCGCCGUCUCACCCAAGCACAAGUCGAGACUUCAUGAAGGGUGAAAAUAAACUGAUUUUAUUGAGAAAAGGCACAGGAUUAUAUACCCAGACCCCCAACAUGGUUUUUCCAUUCAAUACAACCUAAGCCCGCCCAGGCGCCACUGUGUCUGGGAGAUAACUGAGUAAGCGCUAGGGUAAACUAAUUAUCUCCCGGAAACCGAGAGCACAAGGCAAAAUAACCCUAAAACAUACAUAAAAUAACAGUGUACCCCCACAUACUAUAAAUCCCUAGAAAGGUCUCUCUGGAGCCAAGUUCAGCGAAACGCAUCUAGCCUCUGAUCCUACGCAGAGUUCCAGAGUCCUGGGUAGUGUUCCCAGUCAACUAAAAACACAGUGCUUAUGGUGGGUACAUGGAGCUCCCACAAGUCCUUGGUGUCAUUCAGUGCCUCGCCACCCCAUCUGUUAACUCUCUAAAAAACACCCUGACUACUGGUCCUGGGUCCGAGAGCACUCUAGUUGAAGUUUUAGCGUACCGUGGCAACUCUGCAAUCCACUUUAGGGUUCCAGGAAAGUUCAGGGUUGCAAAAAUAACAAACAGUAUAAUAGACAUUCCCUCUAAUAUCACCAACACACCGGUUCAACUCCCAAAUCACUGUAUUAAUUUUUUACAUAAAAACAAACAUAGUGUAAAAUCAUUUACAAUGGGUAUAAAGAAUAGAAUACUCAAAUCACUCACAAACAAAUAGCCACUAAAGUGACUGAAGAAGCACUUAAAUAGAUUCUGAAGACCAACUUAAAUGGUGAGAGUAAUGUCCUGGAGGCACCUCUCUACCCUGCUUCAGGUCUGGAUCCAGGCCGAAAGUGUAGUUCCUCCCUGGUGAGGAACAUUCCCAAGCCGAAAUUCAGGAGCUCAGUGUCUGACCUGUUUCGUCUGAUAUAGACUUUGUCAAGGAGAGCUUGUUAGUUCAGCGUUGCCCCCAGUCAGGCACAGGUGACUGGUAAAAGGUGAUUCCGGAGCCGCCAGCAGGGGGGGGGGGUGGGCUUGAGGGUUAGUCCAUAGUUAUUAUAGAAACAUAGAAACAUAGAAUGUGACGGCAGAUAAGAACCAUUCGGCCCAUCUAGUCUGCCCAAUUUUCUAAAUACUUUCAUUAGUCCCUAGCCUUAUCUUAUAGUUAGGAUAGCCUUAUGCCUAUCCCAUGCAUGCUUAAACUCCUUUACUGUGUUAACCUCUACCACUUCAGCUGGAAGGCUAUUCCAUGCAUCCACUACCCUCUCAGUAAAGUAAUACUUCCUGAUAUUAUUUUUAAACCUUUGUCCCUCUAAUUUAAGACUAUGUCCUCUUGUUGUGGUAGUUUUUCUUCUUUUAAAUAUAGUCUCCUCCUUUACUGUGUUGAUUCCCUUUAUAUAUUUAAAUGUUUCUAUCAUAUCCCCCCUGUCUCGUCUUUCCUCCAAGCUAUACAUGUUAAGAUCCUUUAACCUUUCCUGGUAAGUUUUAUCCCGCAAUCCAUGAACCAGUUUAGUAGCCCUUCUCUGAACCCUCUCUAAGGUAUCAAUAUCCUUCUGAAGAUACGGUCUCCAGUACUGUGUACAAUACUCCAAGUGAGGUCUCACCAGUGUUCUGUAUAAUGGCAUGAGCACUUCACUCUUUCUACUGCUAAUACCUCUCCCUAUACAACCAAGCAUUCUGCUAGCAUUUCCUGCUGCUCUAUUACAUUGUUUGCCUACCUUUAAGUCAUCGGAAAUAAUCACCCCUAAAUCCCUAUAGUCUUGUGAGAGAUGGGUGGGAGUGGGGGAGGCAUGUACCCGGCUUAGGCGAGAAGAAGGUCUGUCCCAAUUAUCAUGAGUGAAGUAGUGAUGGAGCAUUAGAGCGGUACUGUCGCCGCCCCACCCGUCUCCCCAAAUAAGUAUUUCAUAAACAUGGAAUCUUUAUGAAAUGCUGAUAUUGACUGUGUUUGAAUUUCAGUGACAUUCCAACUCAGUCAAAAGAUAUACUAAGACAAAGUAGAGGCUACAUUGUCUCAAUAUUUUUUCCCCAGAUAGAGACAGGGCCUCUUUAAGGAGCCCAGAAUUAAUUCUCUUGGUACUCUUGUAGUAGUAUUAACCAUUGCUCCUUGAUGCUCAUCUCAUUCAGCCACCUGAUAGGAAUUGGGAGCUGUGGGGGCCCCAGUAUUCCAAAGUUCCUAUGUUAAGUUUAAAUAAAUGUAAAAAACAGGAAUAAGUGCUAUCUAUCUAUAAAUAAGCUGCAAUUCACCAACAAGGUGUUCCCCUAACCUUGUGAAAAAACAAAACAGGUAUAUAAAAUAAAAAGGUGAACAGCGCUGACCUUAUAUAAAAAUAUAUACGUUACAUACGUGGUAGAUGGUAUUUGACAAUGAUAUGGCUUAAACAAAGCAAAAAAAUAAUAAUAGUGCAAUAUGUAAUAACAGUGAAAUAAAAGCAAAAGGAGUAUAUGAUCCAAACUCACACUUUAAAGAGCUAUAUCAGCUCAGUUUAGAAGGACCUGGACGGAAUAAUCCCCGUCUGUGGAUUUCUUAAUGUGAGAUCUUCCUGGUAGAUUUAUAGAGAUGGACUUGCACAAUAUAUGAAACAGGAAAGAAAAGAAACACUAAUAGUGUAAAUAGUACAUGUAGGUAUAUUGUAGAUAAAGAUGAUCCUACUUACAUAUACUAGAGCAAUAGACCUGCUCUAGUGUAAACAGCUUCAGGUGGAACAAUCCCCACCUAGGGAUAUAGAGGACCCAAAAGUAGCAGCAGCAAAAUGAAAUAGGAAGUAGGACUUAUAGAGACUGGGUUUACAUGGAGUAUAUAUACUUUAAUUAAUAAAAUAAAAAGUGAAAAAACGAAUAUACAUAUAAUAAUAAAAUACCAGUCUGAAUAAAAGUCAAAGUCUCAAUAUUACAUAUUGCACUAUUAUUAUUUUUUUGCUUUGUUUAAGCCAUAUCAUUGUCAAGUACCAUCUACCACGUAUGUAACGUAUAUAUUUUUAUAUAAGGUCAGCGCUGUUCACCUUUUUAUUUUCUAUUAAGUUUAAAUAAAGCUGCCAGAUUCAGUUCAGUUUGGUAGAGACUUAGUUUCUGAGUUAGUAUGCAAUCCUGCUGAAAAGCUGAGUUAUUUCAGUAGGAAUUGACUUGACACAGGAGUUAAUGGCGUUAUCAAACAGCAAUCACAAUGGAGUUCUGUCUGCUGAGUUUCCUGACUUCCGCACCUGAAACUCAGGGUUUAGCGAAUAAAGCUCUCUCUGCAACAGUAGAAAGGCAGAGGUUUGCUUUACUGGAUCCUAAAAAUAAUGUCAAUUGUGUAAUAGUUCAACGAACUUUGAAACAUAUGCUUUUUAAUUCAAAUUAUUGACUUCAUAUCUCAGUGGAAUGAUCUGUUGAAAAGAGGACAUUCAGAGAUCAUAGUGUAGAGAACCAAUGAGGUAUCUUGAUUCAACUUCAUGUAACUGAGUGUUUUACACAGUGGAAAACUGUUCUAUCAGGUUACAUUUAACUUCUUUCUUGAAAUAGCAUUUUGCCCGAGGGUUACAGUAGAAAAAAGACAAAGAACACAUAUCUCUGUGGAUAGCUUUGAAGAACACAACUUAACGUACAGCUUCCAAGCCAUUUAAUUUAAUAAAGCAUUUUAUGCAUGGUGAUAAAAAUUGGUUUCAUUAGGCCAUUAACAGACAAAGUGAUUUUGUUUUGCUAAAACUAAUUAAGAUCCUCAAUUUUAAUAAUUUAAAAUAAUUUAAUAAAUUAUCUAACUGCAAUGGUCACUAUUAAAGUCUGUGGGAAUGUUUGAAGACAAAUCAUUUGAAAAGUUGUCGCAACAGAAUGAAUUGUUUGGAAAGCCUAGUAAAUAGAGGAAUAAAUUCAGAUUGCAAAAUUGAGGUCUCCCUGGAAAAAAUCCUCAACCUGGCUCUAGUCAAAGUUUGGCUAUUUUAGCCUCAGUUUUGGAAAUUAGAUUUAAUUUGCUAAAAUUCAAAGUAUAGUGAAUAACACUGAGAGUUAUCAUCAAGUGUCAGACUCUGGAAACCUCCUGCUCAGAACAUUUAGAGGCAACUAGUGCUUCUCCUUCACGUAUAUUGUGGUCAAAAAGAAUAUUUUAUUGUUCCUACAUAGACCCUGUUCUUGAUAAGGUUGGAAUUGGUCAACGAAUAGAAAAUAAAAUAUGAACUUAUUGGAGUAUGUUACAGGAUUACUAUAGUUUCAGGAACAUGAACAUGUAUUCCUGACCCUCUAGUGAAAACCUACCAUUUAGGUGACUUGCUCCCCCCUCCCCCCUUUGGCCCUCUUAGGAUGGGUUAAAACUCACCUUUUUCAGCUCUCCACGGGUAUGCCGGCGCUGACCCCACUACCCUGGUGACAUCAUUCCCAUGAAGCAUUGGAUUGGCUAAAAAUCGGCAAUUUUGAUGGGCCAGCGCCGACGGACCCAUGGAGAGCUGAAAAUAAGGUGAGUUUUAACCCAUUCUAAGGGGACUGGGUGGGGUGGAAGCCACCUAAAAUCUGCAAGUGGGGGAGGCCAAACACGCCGUCAUCGGCUGAAUGCGCAUGCGCCGCAAGAGCGGCGUGCGCAUUCAGUCAGUCCAUAGGAAAGCAUUCUCAAUGCUUUCCUAUGGACGCUGGCGUCUUCUCACUGUGAAAAUCACAGUGAGAAGUGCGGAAGCGCCUCUAGCGGCUGUCAAUGAGACCGCCACCAGAGGCUGGAUUAACCCUAAUGUAAACAUAGCAGUUUCUUUGAAACUGCUAUGUUUACCGCAAAAAGGGUUAAACCUAGAUGGACACCAAGACCACUUCAUUAAGCUGAAGUGGUCUGUGUGCCUAUAGUGGUCCUUUAAAGAGCUACGAGUGGAAACACGUAAACCUCUUUUUUUCCAAAGGACACUAUAAUCACCAAAACAACAUUAACUUAAUGAAGCAGUUUUUGUGUAUAGAUUAUACCACUGAAGUCAAAGGCUCAACUGACUGCCAUUUAGGCGUUAAAUCACUUUGUUUCUGUUUAUGCAGCCCUAGCCACACCUCCCCUGGCUAUGAUUGACACAAUUUGCAUGAAAAAAAUGGUUUAAUUUCCAUCAGAUGUUACUUUUGAAAGUUUUAAUCUCCCAUACCGGAGGCUCUUGCAGAGUCUAGCAAGCUAAUGACAGAGCAGGAGCAAUUGUCAGAGUCCCUCAUUUGUAAGCAUAAGGAUUCUAGCUAGAACCCACGCUGCUUAUUAUUAAUAGAAGAAUACAAUUGAACUAAUUAACGUUGAUAACUAUUUGGGAAAAAUAAAAGUAUUUCAGGUUACAAAACAUCUUGAUCACGGGGUGAUUUAAAAAUGUAAUUAACUUAUUAAAACCUCAAAAUUUGAAGCCUGUCAAAAAAUAUAAAAUAUAUAAUUAAAUGUGUAAAUGUACUGAUAUAUGUCUGACUGAAAAAGAUUCAAAAGCCACCAAAAUCAGAUAUCCUAUCUUGAAAACAAUGUUACAACAUUCUUCCUCCACAUCUGAACUGAACAGAUAUCUGUAUUCUUCUUAAGUACUUGUUUUAUGUUAUGAACAUCUACUCUUACUACUAAAUAUAAUUGUGAUAAUCUACAAAAUGAUUUAGAAUAAUGUAUCCCAAGUGUUACUAUGUAUGGAAAGGCUAUAGUGUGCUCUGGUUAUUGGCAAUUUUUAAAUGACUACCCCAUUUCAAUGUUAAGAUCCUGGUUAGUGUUGUCGAAUUAUGGUUUCCUGGCCGGUUUGUUUAACAUUUACACUAACCCUUCACAGGUUCUCUGUUCAUCUGCCACAGUAGAGGUUUUCUUACAAACCUUUCUGGAAACCAGAAGUCGAUAACACUUGCCUAGAUUAUAAAACUGCAACUGUGUCCCAUGAUCACUUCUUCUGGUGGCUUGCCUCCCUUCCAAGACAACCUGAUGGGUAGUAUCAAUGACUUCUUGACAUUGGUUCACUGAUAAGGUUCCUUUUAUAGUGGACUGGCAGCCCCAAAACUGCUAUUUUAGUGACAGGCAGUGAAGGUGAAUCAUGCAGGUAGCCCAUGGGAACACCUGAUAAUGAGGAUAUCACAUCUAUAAUGUGCUGUCUAGUGAGAUUAUCAUUAUUUCACCUGAGUCCAGUGGUACAAGGUCUUCCUUUCGUCUUAUAGGGUUCUGUCUGCUUUUUUAAAGUCUCUUUUAAUUUCAUAUAAUUAUUCCAGACACAGAUUCAGGAUUCCGCACCUGGAACUAGCAGGAGCACAAUCUGAGAAAGAGGGAUACAGAUGGGUCUAUCUAUUUAUUUAUUUUCUUUUAUUCUUGAUACACUAGCAUGUGUGUGGAAGAUAUGAUUUUUUUUUCCACUGUGUGGUCCCAGGUUCAACUGCUGUUAACAUGAAAUCCUAUAUUAUUAUAGCAGCAACAAUUGGCAGUUAAAUUAACAAAAUAUUUAAAUGGAUAUACUUUUUUUUUGUUCCAAAAAAGUCUUUAUACUAUUUCAUGAGAUAAAGGGAUGUCUAAGAUAGACUAAUACUAACAAAGGAUUGUUAACAGUAUUACUUUACUGAGAGGGUAGUGGAUGCAUGGAAUAGCCUACACAGUAAAGGAGUUUAAGCAUGCUUGGGAUAGGCAUAAGGCUAUCCUAACUAUAAGAUAAGGCCAGGGACUAAUGAAAGUAUUUAGAAAAUUGGGCAGACUAGAUGGGCCAAAUGGUUCAUAUCUGCCGUCACAUUCUAUGUUUCUAUGUAACAGGUUUAGCUGUGAUGGUGUUAGAUCAGAAGUAACCAUGUUAGCAGGAGGGAGCCUUAUUUUCCCCUCCUUUUUAGGGUCGUUUGGAUGCAUCAUUGACAACCAUGUCAACAGGAUACUGGCUGGGUUUUUCUUUGUUUCUUUCAGGAAUAGUGCUGCUACCCCAGUAAAUAGUGCUGAUAGGUGACAGUGUGCUUUUAACUGUUUCAUAACUAGGUUGUCUUUCUCUUUAGUGUCUCAAAUUGCAACUGACAAAAUAUACACAGACAAUAUCUACAGCUAUGUAACUCAUUUUAAAGAAAAUCCCUUACUAGGGUAAGUACUUCUUUAGUAGUUAUAUAGCAGGGGGUUUAGAUUGCUUAGAAAAGAUGAGGGGUAAUUUAAAGUUGGUAAAGGAUUCUUUUUGUGAGUACCCAUCAGCAUCCCUUAUCCAGGCUGGCCACAUUGUGCUGCUCAGAAUGGGUUCACUGAACCUGGAAAUCUGAAUUGACUUGUGUUGGAGGCCCCCAUCCCUCUGGCUGCUCUGAGUUUCCAUGGAAGAAAGCUACUUCUUUUCACCCGUUUCUAGGGCAACCCCUGGGAGCCGAGCAUCUGAAAACAAUUUGGCAGAGGUGAGGAUGGGUCUGCGAAUCGGUGGGAAAGAUCAUGAAGGAAAUAAAGGCAUUCUCCUUCCUCUCCCCCCUUGGCAGACUUUUAAAGAACACUUUAAGGGGACCGCUUUGAAGCUUGGUGUGUGCUAGAUUUGCAGAACGUAAUCGUACAGUGCAGAACACAGGCACUCCAUACUGAUUAAAUCACGUUUUAGAUUAUUAUUCUGCUCCAAUUUAAACUCUACAUUGCAAGCAGAAAAGUGAAUGUUUAAUUACAUGUGGAAUAUCCAAAACGAUAAAAUACUAAUAAUCAUUUGAAGUGUAGUUGUAAAGAUAAACCAACUUAACUAUCAUAUUCAAACCUCAUGUGCUGGUAUUGACAUGGAAUAUUGUAUAGAAUACAUAUCCUUCCUUUUCCUCCUUAAUCUUCAGGGUUGAUAUGUUUUUGAAUUUGUGCUAUUUAAAAAAACUGGGGGUAGGGGGGUUACCGCUUAAAGAUGCAUAUCUGAACAAUAGUACUGCUGUAAAGAUUUACAUUUAUACACAAGGGUAAAGUGCAUACAAAUAUUGUGGUGGCUCACAAACAUUUGCUAGCAACCCAACCACUGGGCAGAUAGUUUGGAUUUUUAAAAUACUGGGCCUGGAUUAAACGAAUCGGAUCCAUUUUGAUCCAGAUUUGAUCAGGCAGAAAUCCUGUCAAUAUUUUGGUUCAUUCAAAGCCUUAUUUGUAAUAUUCGGACAUUUUUUAUAGUGUCAACAAUUUCCAGAUGUUGUUGUCCAAAUGCCCUAACAGAUGGGAGUUAUUGUGGGGAUGCUGUUUGUAGGAUUGUGCGUCAGUGAAUGGGACUGUUUGCAGUGUAGUGGGUGUAUAAGUAGAUGGCUGUUAGUGGAGUAGUUUGUUUAUGUUUGUGAGGGCAUAGGGGGUGAAUGCAUGUGGGGUUAAGCAUGUGGGGGUAUAGGGCAGUGAAACAUGUGGGAGUAUGGGAAGGGGAAGCAUGUGGAGGUGUAGGGGGGUGUUAUGAGAGGGUGAAGCAUGUGGGGGUGUAGGGUGGUAAAACUUGGGGUAAAUGGGAAGCUGUAAAAUGUUAAGGUACGGGGGAAUGUAGAAUGUGGGGGUAUUGGGUAAUGAGGCAUGUGUGGGGGAUUCUAAUUCUAAUAUUAAUUAGAAAAGUACCUCCUACAUGUGUUUAACUCUUUGAGGGCUGGCGAUCUGUGCAGUGGGUUCAUAAGAUCUGAAUAAUUUGUUCUUGUUUAAGUAGACAUAUAUAAUUCUUUGUUUGGUUUCCAAUGUACCCUUCAAAAUCCAUGCGGAGGGGAAUUCUGGCAGCACAUUCUGCCCUUUCGCUAUGACAGGUUGACAUUGAGAAGCUUUUUUUCUGCCCUGUGUGUUCUGCCAGAGUCAUUAGCACGCAGAGAUGGUGUGUGCCCAUUGGCAGACUUUGUGAAUGGGCUUCAUUCAUCCUUUGCUGGCCAUUAUACUCUUGGUCUCUCGGGAGCCUUGGUUCUUCUGUUCUACCAGGCUGUGCCCAUAUCACUGUGUUGCCUGAGAACCUUCCUAAGUGAAACCAUUCCUUUGUGCAAUUGCACCCUAUUUGAGACCUCUAUCUAAGCAAAGAUAAAUGCUGAUAUAUGUGUACUGAUUAGAUUAUGUUUGUUUAGUGUAUCACAGAUGCCCCUAAACUGGAAGUGGAAACCACAUUGGUUUCAUGAUGGUCGUACCUUCUGUAAGAGUGUUUAUCAAAAUUAAUCCAUUCUGAAAUUUGAAACCAAAAUUCACAUUUGCAUAAUCAAUUCCACCUUUUGUGGUUUUAGCUAAUUUGAGUGUCAGUGUAGUUGUAGGUUUAUCAAAGAUAAAAGUAAUAGGACUUCAUUUGCAUUCAGAACUGAUAUUGAAAUAAAGUAUACAAUACAGUUUUUUAGUUUGUUGGUAUUUAUUGUAAGCACGCAUUAGCCACCUACUUUCUACCUUGUCCCACCUGUACCCUGUCUGUGGCAUAAAUUGCAUUAUUUAGGUCUGAGUUUUAUCCCUAGUGGUGCAUAGCAUGCCAUUUAGAUUGAUUCUAUUUGUAAUGUGUUUUGAGGUCACCACAAGCUGCGUUUUGCUGCAUUAAUGGGUAUACAAUUAGAAAGUUGCAAUUUGCGGCAGUAUGGUAAAAUGUGAUAACAUAGCAGAAGUCCCAGCUAGCUAGUUGAAUAUGUGAAUAAAGAUAGCAGGUAUAUAUAUGUAUAUUUUAUUUAUUUAUUUUAAUUUUAAAUUAUUUUGUUUCCCUCAAUUUUAUCUGUUUUUGCCUGGUGACAAAUAACAUGAAUGACCCUGUGUAAAGUUUUUUUUUUUUUAAUUUUACAUUACUUUACAUUAGUAUUGGCAUACUAAUGACUGUCUCAUUUCCAUAGGGAUGUCACAUCACGGAGGAUAUUCCCAUAAUGCACUACUCUAUGCUCUAAGAAACUGUGGCAUCCGCCACAUUGACACAGCCAAGAGAUAUGGCAAUGAAGCAUUUGUUGGAAAAGCUAUUGCUGAAAGUGGUGUGAAUAGAGAGGAGCUCUGGAUUACCACCAAACUAUGGCCAGGAGACUAUGGGUAUCAAAAUACAAUACAAGCAUGUCUGGACUCAUGUGAAAGGCUUGGACUAGAAUAUUUAGGUAAGUGAUGACAAUCUCCUAAAAAAGUUUUAAUCGGCAGGACAGAAUAUAACAUUUUUUAUAAUUCCCCUGUUCCUCUUUUAUGCUAAUUGGUGUAACGCUUUCCAGUCAUUUUUACCAUUGUAUAGUUAAAUAUUUAACACCUUUAUAAAGUGAGCGCUCAAAAAGCUGAUGGUCCUAGGUUUUUGCUUGUUUUAAAUUUCUUAAACCUGCUGCAGAUGGUAGGGGGCUGUUAGGCACCCUCCUUUUCAUACUUCUUUCUCAUUGAAAGUGUUUAGUUAUUUAUAUAUUCCCAGAUUUAGCAAAGCAGUCCUGAUUUGGGUCAUUGUUCAUCAGAGAAAAUCACAAAAUAUGCAUUCCUAUGCAAGGUAAUGACGGGCAUUAGUUGGUUUGCAAGGCCACCUGAUGCGGAACACGUGCACAUCAGCUUGUUAUGUCUCUUUUAAAGAAUACCUAUUCCUUACUUUGCUAGAGUUUCACAUUGUGUCACCGGAUCACCACCACCCACUCCAAUCCUUAUUUAAUGUAAAAAAUUAAUUUAAUAUGAAAUUGGUACAGGAGACCUAAUUGGGGCCUUCUUGUUUCUAUUAACCCCUUAAGGACACAUGACAGAAAUAUUCCAUCAUGAUUCCCUUUUAUUCCAGAAGUUGUGUCUCUUUUAGGUUUGCAGCAUUUCGGUUUGUUCAGUGUUGCUCCUCUUGGCAUGUACAAAUGUUCUUGAUAGAGGUCAGCAUCACCUAGCUUGCUAAAACUCUUUUUAGUUGGGUUUCUUAAGUGGGUCACAUAGAGUAAGUGCUUGCAAUUGUAACACACUUUUACUCUACACCUGGCUCCUAACUGUGACACUCUAAAUCCUUUAAUGAUUAAAUGGAGAACCUACAAGCUAAUAAAAUGACACUUCUAAAAAGGAAUCCUACAAAGAGUUUUUAGUAAUUAUUAUGUAUGUCUGUGGAUUCUAACAACCCUGAUAUUAUGUAGUUAUAUGUCAACCUUUCAUCCUUUCUGGUGGUGAGGCAGGCAUACUUGUAUGAAUUGAGAGCACGCUGUCCCAUAGAAUUAGUGGUAGAAUAUGCUUUGCUUUUAGACCCACCGAUUAGUAUUUUAUAAGAAAGAUAAUUCAUGUGCUGAAGAUUUAAAGGAACACUCGAAGCACCAUAACCCGCUAUAGUGCCCCCCCCCCACACCAUUGUAAGUAGUGAAACUAUUUUUGAACCGUUUGAUACCUUUCCUGGUGACGGCUGGAUGCUGCUGCCUUCCUCCACUGUUAACGCUGGAGAGCCAGAAGCUUUUAAGCAGAAGCUUGCAUUACCUUUUUUGGGCUAAGCUGUCAGGAUCGGUGGAACAUAAAUGUAAAGACAAUAGAUACACUUUCCAUAUACUGGUCCUUAGAGUGGCUGUGUUAACUAAUCAGAGAGAAUUUUGAGAUCAAGGACAGGAGAGAUACGGAUAAACGGUAUAACAAACCAAGUCAUAGUAUUAAAGAGAUCAGGAGAAAAGGUAACUCAGUCAAAUCAGAUACCAGGAAAAGGGAUACACAAGGAACACAUUCUUGGACUACUAGAAUCACAAAAAGGAGUGGUAGAGGUAAGUAUAAAUAGGCAUGGCUUCAUUUCUGUUGGACCAUCAGGGCCGCCAUCAGGGCAUGACAACCGUGACAAUUGUCAUGGGCCCGGUAGCCCUGGGGGGCCCGGCCGCCCGGGCCCCACGUGGAUCAGCGGAACUGCCACCGGUGCAUCUGCACCGGGGCCCACACGCUGAUGGGGCCCAUCAGGUGGCCCAAGCAUUUAGGGCCACCCAAUGGGCCCUAUUAUCUUCAGGGGCUUGAUCAGCGCUGUAAUAGCGCGACCGGGCCCCUUUAAAAAAAAAAAUGCAGCCGGAAGCAAGUGCUGCUGGGAGGAAGUGAUGUCCGGUCACUUCUUCCCACUUUACUCCGCACGGGAAGGAGGACGCAGCCUGAGGAGAGGCAGCCGACGCCCAUCAUCCCCAGCCACCCUCCUGCAACGAAAUGGUAAGGAAGAGAGGAGGGUGGCCGGGGAUGAGGUGUGUGUAUGUAUGUCAGUGUGUGUAUGUAUGUCAGUGUGUGUAUGUAUGCCAGUGUGUGUGUGUAUGCCAGUGUAUGUAUGCCAGUGUAUGUAUGCCAGUGUAUGAAUGCCAGUGUAUGUGUGUAUGCCAGUGUGUGUGUGUAUGCCAGUGUAUGUAUGUAUGUCAGUGUAUGUGUGUAUGUAUGCCAGUGCAUGUGUGUAUGCCAGUGUAUGUAUGCCAGUGUAUGUAUGCCAGUGUGUGUGUGUGUAUGCCAGUGCAUGUGUGUAUGCCAGUGUAUGUAUGCCAGUAUAUGUGUGUAUGCCAGUGUGUGUAUGCCAGUGUAUGUAUGCCAGUGUAUAUAUGCCAGUGUGUGUAUGUAUACCAGUGUAUGUAUGCCAGUGUAUGUGUGUAUGCCAGUGUAUGUAUGUAUGUCAGUGUAUGUGUGUAUGUAUGCCAGUGCAUGUGUGUAUGCCAGUGUAUGUAUGCCAGUGUAUGUGUGUAUGCCAGUGUGUGUGUAUGCCAGUGUAUGUAUGCCAGUGUAUGUAUGCCAGUGUGUGUAUGUAUACCAGUGUAUGUAUACCAGUGUAUGUGUGUAUGCCAGUGUGUGUAUGCCAGUGUAUGUAUGUAUGUCAGUGUAUGUGUGUAUGUAUGCCAGUGCAUGUGUGUAUGCCAGUGUAUGUAUGCCAGUGUAUGUGUCUAUUUAUGCCAGUGCAUGUGUGUAUGCCAGUGUAUGUGUGUAUGUAUGCCAGUGCAUGUAUGCCAGUGUGUGUGUAUGCCAGUGCAUGUAUGCCAGUGUAUGUGUGUAUGUAUGCCAGUGUAUGUAUGCCAGUGUAUGCGUGUAUGUAUAUGCCAGUGUGUGUCUGUAUGUAUGCAUGCCUGUGUGUGUCUGUAUGUAUGUAUGCCUGUCAGUAUGUAUGUAUAUAUCAGUAUGCAGUAUAUGUAUGUAUAUGUAUGUUUGUCAGUAUGUAUGUCUGCAUGUAUAUGUGUGUGUGUGUGUGUGUCAGUAUCUCCCUAUGCAUGUGUGUAUGUCUGUUUCAGUAUUUGUAUCUGUUAGUGUGUGUGUAUUCCUGAGGGCGGGAUUUGGAAGCGGGCUUGAAGGGGAAAACCCUGCAGCGCACCAGUGUGCAGCGUUGCAGAGAACGACAGGGGGCCCAGGUAAGAGACAGAGGCUCACUACAAGUACUUAGCCCAGAAGAGCAAAUACAAGCUCCUGCUCUUAGCUCAUUGGCUAAGAUUGACCAGCUUAGGCUCUCAGCUAAUGAGGGAGCCAUUCUUGGCUCAGAAGAGCUAGAGGUGGUUCUCACUUAAGAACUUCUGACACUCUGGUGUUAGUAGUGAAGGUAAGGAGUGGCAUCUGGCGAACCUAAGGUAAGAAGUAAAACCUUUCAAAAAGGUUUGACUUUUUACAAUUGGUGGGCUGCCAGUGCACUCCUGGCACCAUACGCACUACAAUGAGCUAUAGGAAUGUUCCAUUGAAUCAUGCAUUUAUGUCUUACUAAUGUUCACACAAGGAUAUCAGUACAUCAUGUCAUGAAUUCUCCUCAGGCCUAGUUUAGAGGGGAACUAUAACUUCCCAGGAUUUUAAUAUAUAUCUUAAUUAUGCCUUAAUUAGGUUGUGAAAAAUGAAAUAAAAAUGUAUACAUCCACAACCUGCAACUGGGCGCCGCCAUCAUAGCUCCUUGACAGUCAUUGUUAUAAGGCCCGUUCCUUUGCACCUGCCAGUCAGCUAAAAGAAAGCAUACAGAGAGGAGGAGAAAACAAACAGUGUUUCUUUUUAUCUUCAUUUGAAAUGUUUUCUUUUGCUUUGCCUUGUCUGAACUGGAUUAUGAUGUAAUUUGAUAAAUCUUUAAUAUAAAUAAAAUUAAAAAAAGAGUAUCUCAUGAAAAAUAGGUUCAUAGAAGCUACGUGUGAUCUCAAUGUUAUAUUCAACGGUGUGAAUUCCACAGAAGUGCGUUUCCUUUUUACGAAUUUGAAGCUUCAGUCUGGUAUUGGGCUGGUUGUAGUAGGGUUUCAUGCUUCAAAGUCAGAAUAUUUUCAGUCGGAGUGCUGCGGUCUUGUCAUAAAAAGACGCCUGUAAUUAUUGUGUCAUGUUCUGUGCCGAUAUGCUUUGUAGUGGAGAUGGGUACUUGGACAAAUAAAGUGAACCAAAGCAUCCCAAACUAACGUAAACAAAGGCAUUUUUGGCUUGUGAAAUGUCAUCACAACAGGAUCUCCACCCUCGCUUGGUAUUUACAAUAAAAAGACCUUCUGCAAUCGUGGCAUUGGAGUUGGCAGAGUCACAAAACAUAUUUUAAACAGUGCUAGCUUUUGGAAUUAAGUGAAGUGUAUGUAUCUUGACCAACCACCAUCUGUUCUAUAUGAUUCGCAAUAUAUAGUAGAAGGAAUAGAUACUUUGUGACUGUCCAUUUCAAUUUGUAAUAAUUGUGCAUCUGCUUAGUAAUCUUAUUUUAUUAUGUAGUUGCUUUGGCCAUUGUAUAGCUUUAUCAUAUGAGUGUAGCACUCCAAAGUGCUUUGAGAAAUUAUCUUUAUGAUAUACUGCAAAGUUACAAAGAUGUUGCUGAAAUGCAACGCUCAUGAUUCUCUGUCUAUUUAUUGCAAUUAAAGAAUUCUGGAAGUUGUAGGCUAUUAACUUCUGGGGGGAGGGUCGGAGGGCAGAGUUGAGAGGCACUAGAUCAGGCUUCCCCAAAUUCCGGCCCCCCAGAUGUUGCUGAACUACAACCAUGAUUCUAUGAAUGAAAUAGAUAGACUGAGAAUUAUGGGUGUUGUAGUUCAGCAACAUCUUGAGUGUGGGGAAGCCUGCUCGAGAGGCAGUAGGGGCUUUGACUGGAAAAGAUUCAGUUAUCAAAUCAUUUUGAAUUGCCACAUCAGCAUGUAAACUAUACAGAUGGGGGAUGAUUGCUGCACAUGCACUGAGUGUCCUUGAUGCUUCGUUAAGCAAAACAUCUAAAUGAACAAAAUUUUGCAGAAGCUGGUCAGGCUGCUGGGGUUAAACAGACCAAUGAAAAUUGGGAAGUUUAACUGUGAUUUUAAUUAUUAAAAAAAAAAAGUGAUGCUAAUAAUCUGGAAAUAAGGAGGUCUUAAUAAAAAGGCUUCUUUUUAUUAGUGUUCCUUUUAUGUAUAUUUUGCAUAUUUGUAAUGCAUUAUAUAUAAUGCAUUAAAUAUGCGUGUCACCUCCUGUACAAUGUUGAAACCUAAUUAUUACUCUCAAAUGAUAAGUAUCUGAGCAAGAAUUGUGGCUAUUCUCAUUUGCAAAUUGAUUGUUUUAUUGCCUCUAAAGACUAACCAAAGUUCACUGCAGAACUGUAGCUGCCAAAGGGAGUAGAAGUAAAUGUUAAUUUUGGUUUUGAUAAUUGAAUUCAUUUGCAGCUGAAACAGUGAUUAGGUCAGUUCCACUCCAGAAACAGCCUGCAAUUACUUCUGCAAUUACGUCUGCAACAUGCUCACAUGCAGUGGUCAGGCAUGUCAGCUCCUAAACAUCAAGAUGUUAUAUGGUUUGUCAGUAACCUAUAAUUUAGAUGUCUUAAAAUUGUGAACUAGCAUGUAUUGUGUUUCUCCAGUUUCUUAAAUAUAGUUAUCAAAACAACUUUAGCUUAAUGAAGCAGUUUGAGUGUAUAGACUCUUACCCUUCAGUCUCACUGCUCAAUUCUCUGUCAUUUACAAGUUAAAUCACAUUAUUUAUGCAGCUCUAGUCACACCUCCCUGCAUGUGACUUACACAGCCUUCCUAAACACUUCCUGCAAAGAGUCAUCAAAUGUUCAUACUUCAUUUAUUGCAAAUUCUGUUUAAAUUAGAAUUUCUUAUCUUUUGCACUUUUAAUAGCUUGCUAGACGAUCAGGAGCCAACUGUUAGUUCAAUUUAGAGAGCAGGAGAUGUUUUAAACUUUUAAUGUAAGUUACAUCUUGUAAAAAAUUAAACCAUUUUGUUUUCAUGCAGACUGUGUCAGUCACAGCCAGGAGAGGUGUGGCUAGGGCUGCAUAAACAGAAACAACAGUGAUUUAACUCCUAAAUGUCAGUGAAUUUAGCAGUGAAACGUCAGAGGCAUAAUAUAUACAAAAAAAACCUGCUUCAUUAAGUUAAAGGUUUUUUUGUGACUAUAGUGUCCCUUUAACCAUUUUUUACAUACAGCAAAUUAUUGUCAGCUUGUUACUCAAAGGGACACUUUUUGAAUCAAAACUACAUCAUAAUGUAGGGGUUUUGUUGAUUAGACCAUGUCCCUGCAAUCUAAGAGUUGUGAACAUUAUCCACAGAAUAACAUUCUUAUAUUUAUCAGGAUUGUUGUUAGGUUCCAACGGUUCCUGGGAUUGAGCCAAAAACUUUAGAAACUAGUAGAUUUAGCAGAAUAGAAAAUGUAUAUAAUAUUUUUUGUAAAGGUCUCUCUGCAGUUUUAAAACAUGCUGGCUAUUUUUAUACUUUCUUUAAAAAAAAAAAAAAAAAAAAAGAAAAGAAAAUAGCAGGAUUUGCAUGUCUAGGUUCCAUGAAGCACAAAAUACUCUUGCUCAAAAUACAUUUACUUUAAAAUUAUGAUGUGUAAAACAGAUUUGUUUUAUUUUGUUUAUAUAUUACAGUUAAAGGAACACUAUAGUGAUUGAAAUACAAACGUGCAUUCUAGUCUAUAGUGUUAAAAAUGCCAUAUAACUUACCUUUUAUUCAUCGGCACACUUGCCGGCCGCGCCUGGCUCUGCCCUGCUCCACCUUUUCGGCUGAACUCAUCUCUUUGGCUGAGAAUUCACCCACUCCUACUGUUUCUCCCAAUUUAUCAGUAUAUUUUCCAGCACCUUGACUUGUGAGCUUUGCAGAUUCCCCUUGGAUGAUAUUUUGCACAGUUUGUCUGUGAGAAGGCUGAGGAGCCACGCAGGAUUUGUGUGCAAGCCUUUUAUUUUAAAGGGAUGAGAACAUGUCAUCAAAAGUUAGAUUUGAUUAAUAAAUAUCAGUUGAUGAAUAGGCAGAAAUCUAUUCUAUUCUAUUUCCCACAUUUCAAGAGAAACUCUUUGUCCAAAAAUGCAUAUAGUGUAUGUAUAUGACAUGUAAUAUAUAUAUGUAUCUAUAUGUGCAUUUGUAUAUACAUACACCUUAUUAAAUUAAAUAAAGAUCCAUCUUUCACUGAGAACAAAUUCCCACUACACAAUAGAGAUUUGUAUGGAAAAUACAAAUCCUACUUUAGUGCUGUAUUAGUUCAAGAAAUAAUUUUUAUGAGGUUGGAAAAAUGGUGACGUGAAUGAAUAUAAGUCCGUAUGUUGUGGACUAAAAAUCAUAUUAGGCUCAGACAACCUCUUAAUAUAUUUUUGGCAAUCCUUUAAAUGCAUGGUUCUUGGAAGUGGUGGAGAGGAUAUUGGGGAAGGUAUUCCCGCUAGAUAAUCCCCCUCAGUCAAGAUAUUCUGGCUGCUAAUACCAUAUGUUUCAUUGUUUUACAGAGUAUGAAAAAAUAUGUUAAAUGAUUAUAUCAACUUCUUAAUAUAUAUUUUUUAAAUCAUUAAUAUGUUAAGCUAGGAAAUGCAAAAUAAUUUCAUAGUAUUAAUUCAUAAAUACUUCUCAAUAAUUUAAAAAUAAAGAUGGCUAAAAUUGACGACUCAUACUAGCUUCAAAGUGGCAAAAACUCUUUAACAUUCCCUGGGCCCUUAGGACACACUAACCUAUCCAUUGACAACGUACCAUGUUUUUCCUCAACAAAACAAUGUUAAUUGAGGUAUUCUCUUUAUGAGAGCACUGGAUAUGUUUGUAAAAGUUGUAUCCGCAGAUUUUGUUGGCGUUCUGGAAUCGAUGGCUUUUAAAAUGUAUCUUUCCCUGCUAAAUGACAUUGUACAGUGCACUCAUUUUAGUUAGAGAUAUCUUCUGUGACCACAGAUAGUCACUGAGAAACCAUCCAUCUAGUCUUGUAUUGCAUAAUAAUAUAACCUUUUUUUAAAAUUUCUAUUACAAAUAGUUUUUCGUUUCAGAUGAAUGAAUCACAAAUUGUGUAGCAUGCAGUCGCAUGGGCGACACUUAAAUCCUACAUUUCCUUCUUUGUUUAAAUUCAUAACUUGUCCCCAUUCAUUUCAAAAGAAACCGAGAACUGAACAAAGCCAAGCUGCAUAUAUUAAGCCCUCCUCAAUUAUCUUACAGUUCUUGGCAUCUUAGAUCGAUCCGUACAACUUGUAAUUAGCAUUUUGUUGGAGAUUAUUACCCUAAAUGCACAGUUCACAGAAUUGCUGGCAGGCACUGUUUGACACUUUGAAGUGACACACUGAUGAAGAAGAUUAGAGGACACUGCAGGUGUGGAUUUGUAGGACAGACACACCCACACAAAGCCAUUAAUGUGUCUUGUUAAAGGUUCAAAUAAGUUAUUUUUGCUGCAAGUAUUGUUAAGCACAUUAUAAUGUAGUGAACAGAAUGAUUAUUUUUCUUUUUAGAUUUGCAAUUUCAGUUUCAUAGUUUGGUCAGAGCCCCGUUGUGGCAAAUGGUAAAAAGGAAACAAAAUGCAAAGUUACAGGACUGUCAGGAAAGGAAACCAUUGGGUCCUGCUUGGCACUUGUUCCAAAACUCAUAGAUACAUACUGACAGACACAUACACUUUUAAGUGUUACCACCUGCAGAGCCAGACAUUCAUACACACCUGCAUUGCCAGACAUACAAACAGAUACAUACACUAGUAGAUACACAUAGAGAGAAACAAACACUCUCAUUACCAGACAUACAAACCCAUGGACACACAUACUCUCUGAAUGCCAGACAUACACAUUCAGUGACAGACACUAUGAGGCACAGAAACUUGCAUUGUCAUACAUACUCUGAAAAAGACACUCUUUGCCAGAAACACAGACCCAGAGAUAUACACUUAAGCACACACAUAUGUUAUAUGCAUAUAUGCUGAUGCAGCCAUCACAAUUUCGGUGGGACAGUCUUUAAUUUCGGGUUCCAUCCUAACUUUGUCCCCUGGUGUCCUGCUUUUCGGCACAAAAAAGCAUAGCACAAGCACAAGCACAUCAAUAGACACGCUCCAUACAUGGUCCGCCUUUGGUGGGCAGGCCUACUUGAUCUGCAAGCUGUCUAGCGGCGUUCUCGCCUGGCAUUAUCUUAGCAACCAUGUUCCAGAAUGGUCUGAGGUGUGGGCAGGUCCACCAGAUGUGGAAUAUUGUUGCACUAUUGGUCCUACAUCCCUGCAUGGCACAAAUCUUAGAUUAGCGGGUUGGAACUAGCUACCAUCUGAACAGAUUUUUUUUUUUUAAGAGUUCCAUAUGUUAUGAGUGUCUUUCUCAAGGUCUUUAUGCUGAGCUUCUUUAAACCCGGGGAUUUGUGUGGACACAUUCCUAUUUAUACAAGCAUAACAUAUUAUAGAAAAUAUUUUUCUUAUUAGGAUACUGCUGUAAGCAAGUGUUUUCAAAAAGGGUUAGAGGUAAGUCAGACGGAGAAAAACCCUCUAUAAGUUUGAUGGUGGUUAAACGUGGCUUGAGUUGUAAAUAUGAAAAGUCAUGUUACUUGAAUUGAAUAUCCGUAAAAGGCUUAAAGAACCACUUGUGGACUAAUUGGUAGACAUGCAUGAUGCCUCAAUACACACAAUGUAUAUAAUUGAAUGUAAGUAUACUUUAUGAUAAGGAAUACAGGGAUGUUGUUAAAGAAAUAGGAGAAUAGCUGCGUGGAGAGUUUCUAGUCAUGUCCCUUAUCUAGAUAAUAAAUGCUGUGGUUGACAGCAUGGGUGGUAAUGCAGGUCUCAUGUGACAUAACCAUAAAAGGUAAUAUAAAUCCCUCUAUCCAUGAGGAUUCAAUGUCCAGAUAUUGAGGUGCCUUAGAUUGUAGGUAAGAAGACACAAUUUGACUCAUAGAAUCUGCCCUAUAGUUCAGCUUCAGAUUUGGAACCCAACUUUAUCCUCUGGUCUCUUCAGGAUAUGUGUCGCUACCCUCACUUUUUUGUUUUGCCAAAGGAAUCUAUGAAAUAGGUGUUGCACUUUGGCAAAGGGAUAUGCAGUGUUCUGAAAAGAUAUUAGAUUUUCGGCAACAAUAACAAUUUAUUUGCUGUGAUUCUCCCUACCCACGACAGGAAUUCCCCCUCCCAAAUUGAAGUCAUUUUAAUGAACAAUAUCCUAAAAAUAUCCCAUCUUAGCAUUUUAUAAAUUAAGGCAGUAUUCUUCUUUAAGAUUUUUAACAUUAAAUAACCUGCCAAAACUCAUAAAUAUUUUACCCAGCUAAAAUCCCUCUAAAACACAUGCUUUGACAGCUCUAGGAAGUUUGGAUAACCCAAUAAUUAACCUAAAUGUAGCUUCGGACUGUGGUAUCUUUUCACACAAAAACUGUAUAUAGCGGCUACUCAAUUCGAUACACUAAAAUUUGUAGGUGUACAUAUCAGGUGAGCUCCCCAAUCAAACCCUAAAAAAUAUGUAAUGUUAUAUAUAUAAUGUUCAAUGAAUAACAUUUUAAAUGUUUAGUUUGCCAAGUCUUUAUUGAUGAAAAUUCUUAUAUUGCUUACCUCAGGGGUGACAAUAUAGCAUACACUGUGACAUAAAGUACAGAUAGUGAGAAAAUAACAGACAAAUACCCUACAAAAACUCAAAAUUAUCACAUAUCCCUCCAACCUGGAUAACUAAGUAAUAAAAUAGAGCUUUUUUAAAAAAUAAAAAAAUUAAAAAAAUUAUGGCAAUAAAAAAUCACAGUCUCCUCCUUAAGGUUAUGAAUGCAAGUAAAUCUUCACCGUGAGUUGUGUUAUACAAGUCCUGCCAAUAUUCAUUUUGGUAAUCUCCAAAAAAACAAUGUUGCAAUUAACCAAAGUGUAUUACUAUUUUUAUGAGGUUGGAAAAACGGUGACGUGCAUGAAUAAUAAGUCUGUAUGUUGUGGACUAAAAAUCUUAUUGGGCUCAGACAACCUCUUAAUAUAUUUUUGGCAUUCCUUUAACUGCAUGGGUUCUUGGGAGUGGUGGAGAGGAUAUUGGGGAAGGUAUUCCUGCCAGAUAAUCCCUUCAAUCAAGAUAUUCUAUUAUAUUGAGUUCAGGGUGGGCUAUUGUAUGUUCUAUAAAUAGAAUAUGUUGUCAUAAAUUGUCAGGAUACUGACAGGGAUCCAAUACGCAGAGUGCGCACAGAAGGAGGUACGUAUACCGGACCUUAGAAUGGCCGGACUUACGUAAGGACAAAGCAAGAAUAGUCAAAAGGUAAGCCGAGGUCAAGGGAGCCGGAGGACAGGUAAGCGAGAUACAAGCCGAGUCAAAGGAGAGGAGAGGACAACAGGACAAAAGACAAGCAAGGGUCAAAACCGGAAACACAAGAUAAAGAACGCGCUGAGUGACUAGCAAGCUAGAACCACGACAGGGCAAUGAGCAGUAGUAAAGGUUUCCUUUAAAUACCCUGUUACCUAAAUAGAGACCACGCCCCCAAAAGGUCCGGAAUAGCGGUUCCCGGCACUUUAUGCAAAUGCCGACGUCAUGACGUCGACGCUAGCCGUCGCGUCAUAAAAGGGGGAGGAGCUAGCGCGGCCGGCGCGAAAACGGCCGGAAUAUGCCGAAAUGCUAGGGGAAGGGAGCCCCUAAGCAGAGAGGAUGUCUUCCCUGGAUACAUCACCAACAGGUACCCUGACAGUACCCCCCCUUCUAGAAACGCCCACCGGGCGGAUGGGACCUGGCUUAGAAGGAAAACGAACGUGGAAGGCCCGAAGAAGACGAGGAGCAUGCACGUCUAUACCAGGAACCCAAGACCUCUCUUCUGGACCAUAACCUUUCCAGUCUAUGAGGUAUUGCAGCUUCCCCCUAGAAAUACGAGAAUCAAGGAUGGACUUGAUGAUAUAUUCCUCCUGACCAUCCACACGGACCGAGGAUGGAGGAGCAGAGCGGGAGGAAAAUCUGUUACAAACAAGAGGUUUCAAUAACGACACAUGAAAAGAGUUAGGGAUGCGUAGAGUAGGAGGUAGAUCCAGCAAAUAAGAAACCGGGUUGAUCCUCCUCAGUACCCUGUAAGGACCAAUGUAACGAGGAGCAAACUUCAAGGAAGGAACUUUCAGGCGAAUGUGUCUGGUACACAACCAGACCCUAUCCCCGGAGAAAAAAUAGGAGCAGGACGUCUACGCCUAUCAGCAUGUGACUUAAACACCGCGGAACUACGUUCAAGAAUUUGUCGAGUCUGAUCCCACAACUUUCUCAGGUUGGCUAUAUGAAUAUCAACCGACGGUAUACCCUGGGAAGGAGACACCGACGGAAGAACAGUAGGGUUAAAGCCAUAGUUCAAGAAAAAGGGGCUAUUACGAGUGGAACCACAAACAAGGUUGUUGUGAGCAAACUCCGCCCAAGGAAUCAGACCGACCCAGUCAUCCUGGUGUUCAGAAACAAAACAACGUAGAUAUUGCUCAAUUUUUUGGUUAGUGCGUUCGGCUGCUCCGUUAGAUUGAGGAUGAUAGGCCGAAGAAAAAUUCAGUUUGAUGCCCAACUGUGAACAGAAGGAUCUCCAAAAACGGGAAAUAAAUUGGGAACCCCUGUCUGACACAAUCUCAUUGGGAAUACCAUGUAAACGGAAAAUUUCUCUAGCAAAUAUCACGGCCAGUUCGGGGGAGGACGGAAGUUUAGGCAAGGGAACGAAAUGAGCCAUUUUAGUAAACCUGUCAAGGACCGUGAGGAUAACUGUAUGCCUAUUGGAAGCUGGUAGAUCAACAAUAAAAUCCAUAGCCAAACAAGCCCAAGGUUUGUUGGGAACGACUAAGGGCUGCAAUAAACCACAAGGGAGAUCCCGCGGAAGUUUAUUCCUGACACAAACAUUGCAAGCCUUGACAAAGUCUUCCACAUCCCUACGUAAACCGGGCCACCAGAAGUCUUUGGAGAUCAGGCAGUAAGUUUUGUGGAUGCCGGGGUGACCAGCGAUCUUGCUAUCGUGGAAACAGCGAAUAAUGUCCACUUGGAAUUUGGGAGACACGAACAAGCGGCCCACAGGAGUACGUUCGGGAGCAAGAGAUUGUUCGUUCUGAAUAUCAGCGAGCAAUGGAGAGUGUAUUUUGACAUUGGUGUUGGCGAUAAUAUUGACUUCAGGAAUAAUAGGGAACAAAGUAUCCUCUGUAGAGGUGGUAGGUUCGUGCUGACGUGACAAAGCGUCUGCCUUAGUGUUCUUAGAACCAGGCCUGUAAGUAAGCACAUAAUUAAAGUGUGUAAGGAACAUAGACCAACGUGCCUGCCUGGCAGAUAAUCUUUUGGCCUCCCCCAUAUACGAUAAAUUUUUGUGGUCAGUCAAGAUAGUAACUGGGAGGACGGUGCCCUCUAACAAAUGUCUCCAUUCCUUUAAUGCCAUAAUGAUAGCUAAAAGUUCUCUAUCACCAAUGUCAUAUCUCCUUUCAGUGUGUGAUAGUUUCUUGGAAAAAAAACCGCAAGGGUGCAGCGGCUUAUCUAAACUUUGUCUUUGGGAUAACACUGCGCCUAUCCCUGUUUCAGACGCAUCAACUUCAAGUAAAAAGGGUAGAGAGGUAUCAGGAUGAACUAAUACAGGUGCUGAGGCAAAAGACUGUUUGAGCGUUUCGAAAGCAGAUAAAGCCUCAGUAGACCAGGUUUUGGUAUCGGCUCCUUGUUUGGUCAUAUUAGUGAUAGGAGCGAUAACAGAGGAGUACCCUUUAAUAAAACGUCUGUAAUAAUUAGAAAAUCCAAGAAAUCUUUGUAUGGCUUUGAGUCCCUUAGGUAAAGGCCAAUCUAAAAUCGAUUUUAGUUUGGUCGGGUCCAUCAUAAACCCGUCUUUGGAAAUUACGUAACCUAAGAAAGUUACCUGAGACUGGUCAAAGCUACAUUUUUCCAAUUUACAAUACAAUCCAUGUUGUAAAAGUUUCUGUAAUACCUUUCUGACUUGUCUAUGAUGUGAAUUAAUGUCUCUAGAAUGGAUUAGUAUAUCAUCCAAAUAUACAAUUACACAUUCAUGUUGGAAUUCUCUAAGAACUUCAUUGAUCAAGUCUUGGAAGACGGCCGGGGCGUUACAAAGCCCAAACGGCAUUACGGUAUACUCAUAAUGCCCGUAACGGGUAUUCAAUGCUGUCAUCCAUUCAUCUCCUUGUUUAAUUCGCACUAAGUUAUAUGCUCCUCUUAAGUCAAGUUUAGUAAAAAUACUCGAGCCCUUUAGUCUGUCAAAGAGUUCAGUAAUCAAAGGAAUAGGGUAAGCAUUUCUGAUAGUAAUUUUGUUCAAUCCCCGAUAGUCUAUACAAGGACGUAAGGUACCGUCUUUCUUUUCUACAAAAAAGAAACCCGCCCCCGCCGGAGAAGAAGACUUUCUAAUAAAUCCCUUGUCUAAAUUCUCCUUGAUAUAUUCCUCUAAAACUAAGUUUUCCUUGGUGGAUAGAGGGUAUACCGUACCCCUGGGAGGCAUAGUACCAGGGAAAAGUUUAAUAGAACAGUCAUAAGACCGGUGGGGAGGUAAAGUAUCCGCCUUACCCUUGUCAAAUACAGAUUUGAGGUCUAGAUAUUGUAAUGGUAUCUGAACGUCUGUGGAUUGAGAAGUGUUAACAUAAGAGUUUACGGGACAAACAGAAGUAACUCUCUGCAGACAUUCUUUCCUACAACCCUUACCCCAAGAAACGAUUUCUCCACCCUCCCAGUCAAUCUGAGGGUUGUGUCUCUUGAGCCAAGAAUAUCCUAGAACCACUGGGACUGCCGGGGAGGAAAUUAACAGAAGGGAAAUCAACUCUUCGUGGAAAAUACCAACAGUAAGCUUAACGGGUUCGGUCUCAUGGAAUAUUACUGGUUCAGAUAAAGGUCUACCAUCUAUGGCCUCAACGGCCAAGGGUGUAUCUCUCAAUUGGAAUGGGAUACAAUGCUUAUUAGCGAAAGUUUGGUCUAUAAAGCUUUCUGCUGCUCCAGAAUCUAAUAAUGCCAUCGUAGCAAUAAACCCCUUUUCCCAAGCUAGAGAGACAGGAAUCAGAAGCCUAUGGUCUUUUUUAUUAUGCAUAGAGGACAGUAAUGAAACACCCAAGGCCCGUCCUCUAAGGGAACUUAGGUGCGAGCGUUUCCCGGACGAUUAGGGCAACUAAGACGUAGGUGACCUCUCAGCCCGCAGUAUAAACAGAGACCCUCCCUUCUUCUGUACUGUCUCUCAGCCUCAGAUAAGCGAGUAUUACCUAUUUGCAUAGGUUCUGGUGGAGUAGGAUUAUAGGAGUCAGGUUCUGAAAUGAGGGAGCGAGUCUUACAGGAAGUCUAGUAACUCUUUCCCGAGUGUUCUGCCUCUGUCUCAUGCGUUCAUCUAUUCUGGAAAUGAAGGAUACUAAAUCCUCUAAAUUUUCCGGAAGUUCUCUUGUGGCAAUUUCAUCUAGAAUUUCAUCAGACAACCCAUUCAAGAAAACAUCCAUAAAAGCUUGUUCGUUCCAUUUCACUUCUGCUGCCAAUGAUCUAAACUCUAAAGCAUAUUCUACAAGGGUCCUAUCUUGUUGUUUAAGGAGUAACAGGGAUCUGGCCGCAUUAAUCUUCCUCCCUGGGGGGUCAAAGGUUCUUCUAAAAGCCGUGACAAACGCAGUGUAGUUGUAGACUAAAGGAUUGUCAUUCUCCCAAAGGGGAUUGGCCCAUCUAAGUGCUUUAUCUAUUAGCAGGGUUAUAAUAAAGCCUACCUUAGCCCUGUCAGUGGGGUAAGCCCGGGGUUGUAGUUCGAAAUGUAUACUUAUCUGGUUUAAAAAACCACGACAAGCAUCAGGCGAACCCCCAUAUCGUAAUGGUGACGUGACAUGGGAAGAUGCGCCUACAGUGGCUACUUCCAAACCAGUACUUAGCGAGUGGCUAGCAGUGGAACGUAUUUCUUCAGACUGGGUACUGGAGCGUGUCAACAAAGUUUGUAACGCUAAAGCCAUUUGGUCCAUUCUAUGGUCCAUGGCCUCAAAUCUGGGGUCAGGAGGACUAGCACCUGCAGGAUCCAUCUGGCCCUGUCGUAAUGUCAGGAUACUGACAGGGAUCCAAUACGCAGAGUGCGCACAGAAGGAGGUACGUAUACCGGACCUUAGAAUGGCCGGACUAACGUAAGGACAAAGCAAGAAUAGUCAAAAGGUAAGCCGAGGUCAAGGGAGCCGGAGGACAGGUAAGCGAGAUACAAGCCGAGUCAAAGGAGAGGAGAGGACAACAGGACAAAAGACAAGCAAGGGUCAAAACCAGAAACACAAGAUAAAGAACGCGCUGAGUGACUAGCAAGCUAGAACCACGACAGGGCAAUGAGCAGUAGUAAAGGUUUCCUUUAAAUACCCUGUUACCUAAAUAGAGACCACGCCCCCAAAAGGUCCGGAAUAGCGGUUCCCGGCACUUUAUGCAAAUGCCGACGUCAUGACGUCGACGCUAGCCGUCGCGUCAUAAAAGGGGGAGGAGCUAGCGCGGCCGGCGCGAAAACGGCCGGAAUAUGCCGAAAUGCUAGGGGAAGGGAGCCCCUAAGCAGAGAGGAUGUCUUCCCUGGAUACAUCACCAACAGGUACCCUGACAUAAAUGUACUAUUUACAUCAUCUGGUAUAACACUCACGCUGAUGCUGUGCAUCCAGAUCAAAGUUGGAAUUAUGGCCCUAUGUGCGCAUGUGCUCACUAUAUUAAUAAAGUAAAUGCAAGUGGGGGGGUGGGGGUGGGGGGAUUUAAUCUUACUGUCAGUGCACACAUCUCCACACUGAACAAACAGGGUUUUUCACUAAAGUGAGAAUUCAAAGUGAAUUUCAAAUUUUGGCCAUAGUAGCCAAACUCGAAGCAUAGCUGAAUUAGAGAAUUUUUCCCGUUUGGCUAUUUUUACCUUGAAUUUCAAAUUCACUUUCGAUUCUCAUUUUAGUGAAUAAAUAAGUUUACUGUGAUAGCGAAAUUGUUACCAAUUGAAAUGGGUAACUAAAAUGUUUACAUGUGUAUUGUAUAUGCUUUACAAUAUAAGCUUGAAAACUAUCACGUCUCACUGCGUAUCCUUCAUGUUAGGGCACUUUAUGGUUAAUUUCAUGUUAUAAAGUUUGGCAAGGCUGCAUUGAGUAGAAUUUGGCUGUGCCCUCAUGUACAACAGGAACUAACUGUUUUUGCUGCAUCUGCAUAUAUUAAAAAAUAAAACCCCACAGGAUGAGGCUUGACACUAAGAAGGAGGGAGGGGGGGCAGCGAUUACAUGCUCUACGUGUUGGAUUGUGAAAAUGUCCUAGUCCUGAGAAUGCAGCGGGACAUCUGUGUAUAUGACUGGAAGAAUGCGUCAGCACAGACAAUGAAACCACUCCAGAAUGACCCCUUCAACUGUUCAUGGAAUUCCCAAGCACCUCUUAGUGCUUGACAGGAAUUUGUUCUUUGUGGAGUUUAAAUGGCCUUUACGAAAUUGACCUGAAAAGGCUAGGAUACAAAAUGUCACUUUUGUCUGUAGAAAAACAGAAACGUUCCAACAAUUAAAAAUGUUAGACAUUAUUACAUGAACAAGGGACUUCGGCAUAUUCUUUGAUGCAUGUUAUUGAGAUUACUAAUGGUUCAUUUUGACAAAUUAUUCGAAUGAUGUUCACAGGGAGGGAUCGUUUCUCUUUGGCUAAAAUAGUUUGAAGAUUUUAAAGAUAUAAUACAGGGGAAACAUUUUUGCAAAAAUAUGUACGCACAUUUAUUCACCUUAACAGGAAUUCUAGAGAAUCGACAAAGAAAUCACAAGCUUUUAGUCCAAAUUCAACGAUUUUGCUAUUUAUCAGCUGGGGUAGUUUUUUUUUUUUAACCAAUAUUUAUGUUUUUCUUCGUGGUUAUUCACAAUUUCCAGUUUAGUGCAUAAAAUCCACAGAUAUGUUAGUAUGCAGUAUCAUACAGUUUAUAUGCAACAGUAGAAGUCCACAACUUGUAUUUUAGAAUAAACAUAUAUCUCAAGUGACCCUAUUUAGGAAGGGCAAACCCUAUUUUUAGCAGAAAUCCCCAUGUCCAUCUCUUUUCUGAGAGCUCUGUAUUGUUGGUGGGUGUGAGUAUGUAACAGAGCGCCAAAGCAGUAAUACUCACAAUAACAUGUCUAAAUAAAUAUGUUUAGAAAUCAGUCUGUGUAGGUAAGAUACAUUGUUCUUGUUCUAACUUACAUUUUAGUUGCAUCAAUGAUUGUUAGUAAAUCAUCCAAAACUUAUCAGCACAGCCUCAGCCAUGGCACACUCACAGUCCCUCCUGGUCCUUUUAAAAUGUUAGGAGGUAUGUAAUAACUAUUGCUACAAUCUUCAGACAGUCUGUCCUCUCUUAUAUUAAUAUUAUUGUCUUUGUAUAGCGCCAGCUUAUUCAGCAGCUCUUUACAGUGUUAUGCAGGGGGAAAUUUAACAAUAAAUGAAAGCAUUACAAAAUUUAACGGGAACAAUAGUUUGAUGAAGACCUUACUCAAAAGAGCGUUAUACUGGCUGUGGUCUUUUACAGCACUAAUACUGUGAUGGUAAACCUAGUUGUAGAAUAGGGUCUACAGCAGGGCUGCCCAAUAGGUAGAUCCCCAGAUCUUGUAGAACUACAACUCUCUUGAUGCAUUUCGAAAGUCAAAGCAUCAUGGGAGUUGUAGUUCUACAACAUCUGGGGAUCUACCUAUUGGGCAGCCUUGGUCUACGGCAUAUAGGCUAGAAGUUUAUCAAAGGAAAGUAAUCAACAGUGUCAAAACAAUUACUGAAAUAUUAUUAUAAUAAUAAAAAAUAUUAUAGAUAUUAUUAUUAUAAAAAUCCAAGAAAUAUUUAUUUUGAGAAUUAAUACCUUGUGUCGAGUGUUUUUUGUUAUUAGUACAUUUGGCACUGAGACAGUGUAGGUCAUCAUCAGUGACCUAUUUAGAAGAAUUGUAAAAUACUUUAUCCUGGCAUCGUCUUUGACCCUUACAUAGAAAUAGUCAAAUAUCUCAUCCUUAUUGUCGUUUGUGAUCCAUAUGGAAGACUCAUUAAAACAGGAGUGCCCAAAAGGUAGAUCCCCGAUGUUGUAGAACUACAACUCCCAUAAAGCUUUGCAUGCCUUUAGAAUGACAAAGCAUCAUAGAAGCUGUAGUUUCAAAACAUUUGGGCACAUCUUGGGAACCCCUGCAUUAAAUGGUCCCUCUAAGCACUGUAACCUAUUAAUUUUACUGAAGUAGUUAUAGUGCAUACACCUUUCCCCUGCAGCCUUUCUUAAAAAACAAAAAAAAAAUGUUUAAUUCCAGAGAUAUACACAUUUUCUUAUGUGGGUACGUCUGCCUUGUUGUGCUGUGAGUCAACCAGCUGGGAUACUGUCAAUAUCAGUUUUGUGCAACAUAUGCAUCUGGUGUCAGCACACACUGCACACUGAGUUUAGACACCUGGAACAGGGUGCCCAUUUCUGGGUCAGAGACGCACAAUGUCAAAGCUCCUGCUGUCUUACUCUGAGACAGUUUAACUCUCUAACUCCUUCAUACAGAAAAAAGAUAAAUUGGUUCUGGUUUUUGACCUCUGCUCUUGCUCUCACCUUUCCUUGACUCCCCAACACCAACAUUAUUUCUACACAAAUCUGGCAUUAACUAAACAUUCUGACAGCAGUUUCACCCCUAUUACUCUCACAUAGCCAGUAUGUGCAGGGGUCAAAGAGAUCCCAGCAUGUACAGUGCUGUUACCGAUAAGAAUGUGAUUGCUGUUAACAGUCUGACUCCUGUCACUCUCAGUCAGCCAGCCUAGUUCAUUACAGUCGAUUAUUCACUGUGUUCAGCCGUGCUCCGCUUCACGGAUUCAUACAAGGGUGAAGUGUGGUCAGGACAUGGCGGCUGGAGUUUCCAAAUGCGGGAGACAGUGUGUGGUGACUAGGAGAGGUAAUAUCAGUAAAUUUCAAGACCUACACCAACUAUCAGAAAUAUGUGGAAUAUAGGCUCUAUAAGCAGCAGAACUAAUAAUUGAUCUAUUCCUAGUUUAAAAUUGAAAUAUAUAUUUUUAAGAAAUAGCAAGUGCUGUAUUCAGAUCACAAUUCCUGCGUGUGGUAUUAGAUAACAUUAAAAAUAAAUAACUAACAAAUUCUCUAUUCAGUGUUUAUAAACUGUAUACAGCAUAGUUGUGGGUUGGUGCUCUGGGCCUGUGCAAUCUACUACACUGACAAAAUGAAAGAUUUUAGUUGGAAAUUCAAUAUUACAGAGCUAUAGGUUUGUUCUUCCCCAUUGUUAUGACUUCUUUUCUUUGUUCGUCUUUACAGAUCUUUAUUUAAUGCACUGGCCUGAUGCCCAUGUGCCAGGUAAGACUGCACGAGAGAUCCGAGCAGAGACUUGGCAGGCAAUGGAGGAUCUGUACAGACGAGGUGAGUAGCUUAUGGGUUUAAAACCUCUCCAAGAGCUUGACUCUGAUACAUGUUAUUUGAAUAUUUUUUAGGAUACAAUAUAAUUAGCCCUUGUCUUAAUAACAGGAAGCAUCAGUACUUAAAAGGACUAAUUUUAAGAUAUUGUAGUAUAGUAUAAUAUUAUAAUGGAAUGAAUUACCUCUUUACAUCACUGUAAGGAACAAAGGGGUUAAAGAGACCUUAUUCUAGCCCUUUUUUAAACCAAAAGAAAAAACCUGUUAUUUAUCUGGUAACGGUUAUUUUUAUUGAUGUCCCCAUUGUUGAGUUAUAACUGACUAAAGCUGUACCAGACAGAUAAGCAACAGUAUCCAGUUGAUAGAAAGUAGCAAGGACUAGCCUUCCAGAAAUGAUAUAUUGUGGUACAGUUAUCACAAGCCUAGAGGACACUGUCAUUAAUCAGGGAGACAGGUGACCUUUAACAUGUACAGCUAAAGCCUAUCAAGAUAGUGGAAGGAUUGCUAUAGUGUAAAUUUCUUGGAGGGGGGUGUGGAGGGGGGAGGGGGGGGGCAGUGGGUGGGGGGAAUCAUGCAUGUAUACAGAAAAGUUAUGUAUUUACCUUGAACAUAUAUCUCAGUCUAUGGGAAGCGAAAUUGUGAAAAAUAAAGGCUGUAACGUUUUCCUGACCUAACGGUACUUGAACAGUGUAAUCUGGGUUUUUGUAUUGUACAUGAGAACAGGAAGUUAUAGACCUCAGACCUGAGAAAUUGUUCGACUCUACCACACUGGCUAAUGAAAGCCAGUAGCAUGGUUAACACAUUGUUUAAUAACGACAUUCACAGCCAAUCUGCGUUUUAACAACUCUGCAGUUACUUCAGUUGACCAUGCCUUGCCCAUUCCUCAUGUUAUUCACACACUGUAAAAACCUUAAAAAAACAAGUAAGUUGCACCAUGUUUAAAUUACAGUAAUCAUACCAAUUAAUUUAAUUUGGGUUAAUGUCUUAUGUUCGUCUGUCCUCUGUUUGUUCCCAUGUUUCCAGAUGUUACCUCUCUAAGGCAGCAUCGAUAUUAUGGAAUUUUUAUUUCCGGCCAAUAAGAAUUUUAUCUAGUCUUUAGUAAUUUUAAUACAUUUACAUCCCCAUCAUUUUGUUGCUAUGAAAUUUGGACGUACAAAAUAAUGUGUAAUAGUCCUCCAGAGGCUCACACAAUCUUGGGCAAUAGUGGACUCUGUACAUCUUGGGUCCCAAAGAUUCCACAAUUAUGGCGGGAAGCCACCGAGUUUUGUAAGAUCCAUAGGAUCGAAUCCAGACCUCUUGGUGGACUACAAAAAAAAUGGAAGACUCAUGGGUCGUGAUCAUCUUCUCUUGAGAAUGCAAUACAUGUUCAUGGACAGUCUUAGGGCAAAACAUGUCAAAAGCAGUCCAUGGCCAACAUCCUAGAAGAAGCUCAGCUGGUUUUGUACCGGUUGUAGCAUGUGGUGUUGUUUUAUAAACAAAAAGAAAAGGCAAUAUGGACCUCUAAGACAAUAUGGAUCUCUGGCAUGUUGAUGCCACUGUGACUUUAAUGUAGUUCUUGAAAGUCUGUACGAACUGUUCUGCUUGACCAUUGGUCGUUAGUUGGUAGGGUGUGGUUAACUUGUGCUUGAUAUUAUGAACAGUAGUAAAACUCUGGAACUCAAGGCUUGUGAAUUGGGCACCAUUACCUGUGACAAUCUUCCUGGGGUACCCACACAUGGCAAAAAGGUGCAAUCAGUGCCAUGUUCUUGCUGGGGGGCUUUGUGGAUGGCAGUGUGCAGUGUGUUCUUACUGGGGUCAGUGGAUGAUACUGUGCAGUUUGUUCUUACUGGGGUCAGUGCAUGGCAUCCUAUACAUUACUGCUUCGGACGCUGACUGAUUUAAGAUGGCUGCCACUCUCUCUCACCUGUGAGUCAUCACAGGGGUGGAGCCACCAGUUAAAGUGAGAGGGAUGUGAGAGAGCAUGUUGUAAAGUUAAGGUAUUAAAGUAUUGACACAAGAGUAUAAAUAUAUAGGCUCACUGUUAUCUCCAUGUCAUUACUACUUCAGAUAUUGCCCCACAAUAAGGCUCAAAUACUAUAUGAGAUACCUCAUAGUGUCUCCAUGUGCAAAUGUUUUCCAUUCAUGGAGCACUUUGAAUUUGUGAGAUGCUUAUUUGCCCUAAAAUGUUGCAUUCAUUUUUCUCCAGUUCUACAUUUUAAAACACUGCAUUGGGUAUGCUGCUUAUUUGGUGGGUUGUUAUACUUAAGAGAUGUAGAACUUUAUAAAUACAUUUCAGGUUUUUAUUGAACUAGUGUACAAAGGUUUAAAAGUACACAGAAAAAAACUCAAUGUGUUUGUAAAAACCAUCUGCCGCCAGUCUAGUCCAAUUACGUUAUAUUUUCCUUUAGUAGUUUAUCAUCGGUGUUUUUUAUUUAUUAUUUUUAAUGAAUUUCAUAUUGACUGACUUACAUGUAUACCCAGUAAGUAAUAAUUCACUUAUUGGGUGUGUUUGCGUUCCCAAUGUGCAGUUUAAAAAUAAGGUAUCCACCCAACACUGAAAGCAAAGGUCAAGUCCACUUUCAAUGGUAAUAUAUAGAUGCUGAAUCUAUAUUGGAGUGGAGUGCUAAGUAUAUAUCAACUCAUAUGGACAUGAGCCUGUAUAGUAAUUGGCUGAGCAGAAGGCACCUUUAUGUUCUUAAGGGCAGCAUCACACCUCUAGUGGAUGAAUAUCCUCCAAGCAUGUAGAAAGGGAGAAAGGGCAUACAAUAGUGCAUAGAGUCUGGAAAUAAUUGUGACUUGACCUAUAUAUAUAUAUAUAGAGAGAGAGAGAUAGAGAUAGAUAGAUGUAAGGCUUACCUUGUUCGGAGCCUAAUGUACCUAGCUGUGAGGUGGAAAGGCUGGGUGUCAGAUUGUGGGGUGACACCUCCCCUAAGAUGUGCAGAAGCCACAAGGUCAAGAUUGGACACCAGAUGAAUCCAACUGUAAUUUAUUAAAUUGAUUAAUAUGUUAUUAAAACAAUAUAAAAUAUAAAGACAAUGUUGGUAAUAGUCCAAUGGGUGCAGUUCCUGUUGUUAAUCCUUUGCCAAAACGCGUUUCGCUUGAAUCCAAGCUUCCUCAGUCGGCUGUAUCAUGUAGACAUCUGUUUCUUCUUUUAUAUAUUCGUGCCAGGUCUGUUUUGCCGGUCACUGGAGUCCUUUCCGUCCAUUCGGAGGGCUUUGUCCAUAAUUAAUUCUUAAGGCUUUACAUGUGUAAUCUUCGGUGGCUAUCAAUGACGCACGCGAUACUUGCGAUACGUCACUUCCUUAAUAGCCCACCGGUAUCAUGCAUUACUAAUCUGCUUAUGGGCGGAAGUGGCGUCACGAUCCUCCGUGGUACGUCACUUCCGCCCUAUACAUUGCGAUCAGCUGCGGCUCCUAAAUGAUGUAAAUAAGAAAAGAGAGAAGACAUAG
Pelobates cultripes (western spadefoot toad) is the source of this 50514-nucleotide messenger RNA. Lineage: Eukaryota; Metazoa; Chordata; Amphibia; Anura; Pelobatidae. The record is from the annotation of a GenBank genome assembly.